AUGUUUUCAAUUUUUCUUCAACAGAACGUUUGCAAGGAAGCAGACUCAAAACGCGAAGACAUGAAGUGGCUAGUUCAAACUUUAGACUCCCUUACCUCUCACUGCCCCGAAACUCAAGCACUGCAAGAACAAAAACUCCUAGAAGCGCUCAUUAUUCGUUACAAAAACUUAAUACCAUCUUUAGAAAUAACUAUGGUCAAAACGGAUACCUUAUCCAAAUGUUACACUUACAGAAGAGAAGUGAGAGAAGUGUGCCAACUGCUGAAACAAGUCCGAGAACAAUCUAAGCUUCAAAGACAACCAGAGUCACUGGAAAUAGUAACACAGAAUAUUCGUAAACAAGAAAUGGCCAUAUCUCACCUAGACCAACAAAGACCCAAUGUCAUGUCUUUGUUGCAAAGAGGCAAAGAGCUAAGCAGGGACGAAAAUGCUCCCAGCUUCAUGCCCGAAGAGGUAAAAUCUCUCGAAAGUGGUUGGACUACCACCUACGACGAAACCGUAGACACUCUUCACAAACUUAUCGACACCCAUCACGUAUGGACCAAUUUCUCCGAACAGAAGCAAGAAAUCAUCAGCGUCCUGCAAAAAGCAGAGCAAGACUUGCAGAAAACAUCUCAAGCAGAGUACACUUCGACCGUUCUACCGACCGAACUCAUCAAGAAACAAGAAAUGAUUAUAAAUUUGAGAGACGCUCAACAAGAUAUGCUUAACAAGUUGAACUAUUUCAGCGAGAACUUGAGCAAACAAGUGCCUGAACAAAAGGCGAAAUUAGACACCGAAGUGAAAGAAAUCGAGCAACGUAUUACGGACACGUUGUCUAACGUUCAAGAAAACGUUACCCUUUUGGAACAGUACAAUACGAAGUGGAAUACAUUGAGCAGCACAUUAGGACAGCUGCAUAGCUGGACGGUACACGAAGCACCCCAGCUUCUUACUUCCAUAGAUGUCUAUUCGAUAACGCCGAAGGAUAGAGUAGAAAAGACCGAGUUGUUAAAAUCCGAAGUUUCCAAUAAAAUGAAAGUUUUACACGAACUAAACCAACAAGCCACUAAUUUAUUAGUAACCAACAGUCCCGAUGCCCAAAAACUGAAAGGACAGAUAGCCGAAAUACAAGAAAAAGUAGCUCUGUUGAACCAAAAUAUCGAAAGCCAAUCAGCUAUUGUAUCCGACGACUACAAAAAUUGGGAAAUGUAUCAAGCUAAUCUGCAAGAAAUAACCCCGUGGAUCGAAAAUUCGGAAAUUAAGUUACAAUCUGGUUUGCAAAAACCUUCUACUUUAGAAGAAGCGAUUCAGAUUCAAUCGCAAGCCAAGCAAUUCCAAAAAGAAGUCGAUCAACAACAAGACAAACUUCAAGGAGUUGCGAGCCUAACUCAAAAGAUAUCUAUUCAAACGCACGCACCAGAUGAAGUUGACUCGAUACAAACGAGAGUGUCGGUCAUUCAAGAUACGGCCGCUCAAUGGGGCCAAAAACUGGACAAAUUAGUGGCCAAUUGGCUAGAUUUCGACAAAAAUGUUCAGCAUUUAGAAAAUUGGAUCGUCAAAAGCGAAGAAUCUCUCUCUGCUAAACCGGUCAAUUUGAAAACGCCAAACGUAGACAAACUAGAAAAGGAACUAGCUAAAUUAAAAGCAUUUAAUAACGAAAUUUCUGAACAACAAGCUAAAUUAAUAUCUUUAACGCAAAGCUCCGAUAGCAUCAGCUAUAACAUUAGCCCUGAAGGGGCAGCUGAAGUUAAGAAUCAAGUACAAGAAUUAAAAUCUAAAGUCUCUAAGCUAGCCGACAGUACAAGAGCUAGAAUUAACGAAAUAUCUGAUGCUAUAUUGGUCAAACACGAUUUCGAAACUAAGAUCGCCGAUUAUAACAAUUGGUUAGAGGCUAUGAAAGCGAAUAUUAGUCAGUUGGAUGAGAUACCUUCAGAUAAAGUAGAUUCUACUAUUAUUAAUAUCCACACAUUACUUCAAGAACAUUCUGAUAAGCAGCCUUUGUUCAACACCAUCUACAGCGAAAUUAAAGAAAUAGCCGUACAAUCUCCGCAGAAAGCUAUGGAGCCCUUGACAGAAGAGUACUCUACUCUAGUGAAGCAGAAUCAAGAGAUAGAACACAAACUACAAGAAAAGAGAACCCAAUUACAGAAAUGGAGCGAGCUGUUAAACUGGCAUACAGAAACCAUGAACCAAUUGUCGCACAUCAAAUACCAAAGCGACGCCGAAAAACUCAACCCCGAAGAACUUAAGAAACUCAUAACCGAAACUGACAACGUACUGGAAAAGGUCAUCACUUGGAAAGAGAAUACUCAAACUAUUAGCAAGAGCGAUAUCGUUAUUUUGGAUAAACAAACUGGCUUACCUAGAACACCAGAAAACGUUGUUAGAGAAAUAGAAGUCACCGCCAUCAACCUAAAGGAACAACUAGCAAACAAAGUCGAUAAUCUUCAAAAUUUGAUGCAGCAACGCAAUCAUUUCGCACAGUUGCAACAAGAAGCUACAGCAGAUAUAAACAAAACGAAGGCGCAAUUGGUGGAAAUUAACAAUCAAGUGAAACAUUCGAGCGAUUUACCCAAAGCCGUAGAACAGUUGAAUAAUCUGUUGGAAGCCCAAGUGGCUAAAUCAGCUAUCAAAGAUAAACUCCACAGCGAAGCCAUGCAGCUAAUGAAGAAAGACAUACAGAAUGUUUCGACCAUACAGAAUUCGUUAUCAGAAAUCGAACGCGGUUUUAACAAAGUAAACGACGAUAUCAGAGACGAACACUUGAAGCUGUCCGAUGUAAUUUACGCUUGGAACGAUUUCCAGGAAGCUAAAGACAGAAUCGUCACCGAUAUUGGAAAAAUAGAUAAAAGUAUUGAAAAUUUGGAACUACCCAAUGACCUAUUCCAAGCGACUGUAAAUUGCGAAAAAGCCAAGAAAGCUUUGGAGGCCAUUAAGAAAUCCAGAUCGGCUUUAGACAAAGCUGACUCCAAGGCGCAAACGGUAAUUAAGAAGGCUGAAAAUAUACCGGGCGUUGAAUCGGAAGUAAAGCGCGAUUUGAAAAUAUUGAACGAUGCAUGGUCGAAGAUUUAUGAGCGAAUUUUGAAGACUGUGCAAAAAACGGAAUCGCAAGCGGCCAUUUGGAAGCACAUUGAUGACACAAAAACGACAUUGCUACAAUGGUUGAGCGAGCAAAACAACGAGAUUAUUAAAGCGGCUGAAAAACCGAACGAAAAAGAGGUAGCAAAUGCUAAAUUGAGCAAGUAUAGAGAAGAAUUGCCCGCGCAGCAAAGGUUGUGUCAAAGCAUUCCUCAAAAGAUCGUGCAACUACAAGAAUCUAGUGACGGCAAGGAAAUUCCUACUCUGCAAUCGUUAGUCACAUUAUUGAGCGAAGGAUUUUCGACAUUGGAAGAAAAUGCCAAGCAGCUAGAAGCUCUCACUUCGACGUUCAAUGAGAACGAAAAAAUUAUUAGAAAGAAUAUUAAAGACACCGGUAACAAAGUAUCUGCUUUAAGAGAAGAGAUAGUAAAAUGUGAGGAUCUAUCCGGUGAUAAUAUGAAGAUACUAGAAAGAUUGAUAAAAAUUAAAAGUCUUAAGCAAGAGUUACAAAAUUACGAUAUCAAUAUUAAAAAGAUAGAAGAAGACAUUCAAACGAUGAAAGUUAACUACCCCAACUUCGAAAACACGCUAACUAAAGAACAACAACUGUUGAAGAAACGAUUUGAUACGACAAUCACUCAUGCCGAUAAAAUUGAAAAUUCGUUAUUAUCCUUCUUGAAGAAGUUCCACAAUGAAAAAUACGGUGCAUUGCAGAGAAUCAUUAAUGCACACAAAGAGAAAAUCCAAUGGUGUUUACCGGAAUCAACGAGCGAUAAAUAUAAUUUGCAAGUGAAGCUUAACGCUUUGGAACCAAUUCAAGCUGUACUAAUAGACUGUGACAAACGGAAGCAAGAAUUAAAAGAUUCUAUCGCUGUUCUAGAACAAAUAGAAAAACCCGAAUCCGUAAAAUUACAAAAAGCCGAGUUAGACCACUUGUUGUUCGAUUUAGAAAAUUUGAAUCAACAAUACACCGAUACCAAAAACAUUCUUGAAAAUAAUAUAUCUCUACACGAUAAGUACGAACAACUCUCGGAAAGCGUAGCAAACUGGCUGAAAGAUACUGAAAAUAGAGUAAAAGCGGAAAGCAGUUUGCAAAUGGACAUGAACAAAAUAGACAAUAAACUCAAAGAAAUAACAGCCCUACACCAAGAAGUUAAAGAUUACCAACAAGAAAUAGACAAGUUGAUACCACUUAGUGAAGAACUAACUAAACAAAUGCCCGAAAGUAGAAUUGGGCCGUUCGUGCAACAUUUAAACAGCAGAUAUCAAGGUCUGAACAAAUUCUUAGCUCACUACAUCGAAAAACUCAACGAGCUUAACAAAUACAAAUCAGCUUACAAGACUUGCAUUCAAGACGUCGAAAACUGGCUGGUAAAAGCCCAAGAAAAAGUGAACACUUUCUCUAAGAGCGCCAAAAAACCGAAUAGAACCAUUUUAGAGGAACUAAAGAACUUUGCACAAGAAAAGGAAGUUGGACAAACUUUGUUAGCCAGAGCAGUUGAACACGGAGAGGCUCUAUUCCCUGGCAUUACUCCCGAGAAUAGAGACACAAUUAGAGCAGAACUAAGAAACCUAAGAGACAAAUCAGAAGUAUUAAUCGAUAAAGUUAACACUAUCUACAAACAGGUAGAGGCUAACUUAAUGCAAAGACAUUCAUUCGAUGACAGUCUUCAACAGGUUAAACUUUGGAUUGAUGAUGCUGAAUUGAAACUGGGCGAUGAAGUAAAACUAGAUGCCACUUUGUUAGACAAAAAGCAAACUUUACAUAACUACAAGAUCCUAUCUCAGGACGUUAAUCUCCACAAAACUAUAUUAAAGCAAUUACAAGAGAAAAUAGGUAAUCUAUCAGAUGCUGACGCUGAAAAUAAGCUAGAAGAAAAUCUUCAAAAAUAUAAUAAACUUGCUAACGACGUUGAAAAAAGGAUAGAAGUAGCAGAAGAAUUCGUUUCUAAUCAUGAGGUUUAUAACCAAGCAAUAGAAAAAUGCAGAGAUUGGCUAAGUGCUCUGACCACUGAAGCUGCACUCAUUGUAGACGAAACAUCCACAGAAAGUCCAGAGACUAAACUAGCAAUAGUCGAAAACCUUUUAUCGCAGAAAGAAGAAGGCGAUAAAAUCAUCAAUUCUUGCAAACAACAACUAGAAACUGUUUUGAAACAAACAGCUGCAGCUGGACAUCCUCCACUGAUUAACAACUUUGAAGAACAAGAAAAAUCGUGGCAGAGAUUCUUGGAAUUGUGUCAGGAAGCACAGGAAAAGCUAAACGAAAUUCAGAAUCAAUAUAGUGAAGUUUCUAACAUAAUGGACGAUCUAGAAAGCUGGCUUAAGUCUAGAGAAAAUUUUGUUAAAGAUCAAAGUUUGAAGAACACUGAAAAUACCAAAAAAGCUCAUCUAGAGAAAUUGGAGGUAUUAGAGAAGGAAGUACAACAGAAAGAACCCGACUUUAAUAGAUUUUUGGAAUUGAGUAAAUCCUUAGCUGUAGAUGGAAGAAUUUCACAAAUACCCACUAGGUACCAAUCACUAAGGAACGCUGUUAAGGAAAACCGAGGAAAAUACGAAAACUUCGUUAAGGAACAUCACGAUUUUAAUAUUCAAUAUAAUGAAUUUUUACAGUGGCUAACAACUAAGGAAGAAGAUUUACAAAACUUUUCACAGAUAGUUGGGGAUCUUACUGUAUUACAAUCUCGACAAAAAGACAUCAAGGAUUUAAUAGACGAAAGGAACCAGAGGAUAUCAGAGUUUGAAAACCUAGUAGAUAAAGGCGAAAAAUUAUACGCUCAUACGUCUCCAGAUGGUAGAGAAAUCAUUAGACAACAACUGAAAAACCUGAGAACUAUCUGGGAUACUCUUACUGAAGACUUACAAGGCGCUAGCAAUAAAUUAGAGCAAUGUUUAACCCAAUUUUCAGAUUUUACCGCAACUCAAGAACAAUUAACAAAAUGGUUGAAAGAUGUCGAAAAAGCAAUGCAUCAACAUACAGAAUUAAAAUCUACCCUUCAAGAAAAACGUGCUCAAUUACAAAACCAUAAAAUAAUGCAUCAAGAAAUCACGUCUCAUCAGCAGCUCGUGGCUCAAGUUUGUGACAAAGCUCAACAGUUGGUGGAUCAAACUCAAGACAAGUCGUUAAACAUCUAUUUGCAAUCUAUUAAGCAGCUGUUCUUAAAUAUCGUCAGUAAAUCAGAGGAACUUUUGAAGAAUUUGGAAGAAUGCGUAGACAGACAUACCAGUUAUAAUCAACUAAUCACCGACUUUAAAAAAUGGAUUGGCGAUCAAAAUGAGAGGCUACUAGAAUUCGUUGAUACAACCGGCGAAAAAAGCGAAAUAAACAAGAGAAUAGAGAAUAUUCAUGGCAUAAAGAGAGAUAGUGAAACUAAAGGACCUCAAUUACUAGAAAAUCUUAAACAAAAUGUCAUAGCAGUCGCCAAAAGUACUGCACCUAAAGGCGUUGAAACUUUAAAGAGAGAACUCGCAACGUUAGAAGAGCUUCUUCAAAAUCAUUUAGAAUUGAUCAAUAACACUCUAGAUAAUCAAAACGAAGCGUUGAAGCAAUGGGAUGAAUUCGAAUCAGCCUUGGAAGCGCUAAACCAAUGGUCUAAAGCUGUGGAAGCUGAUUUUAGAGAUCAACCACUUCAAGUAUCUUUGGCGGACAAAGAAAAUAAACUGAAGCAAUUACAAAAACAAAGGGAGGAAAUUUCUGCUAAGGAAAAAGAAAUAGAUGACUUUGUAGAUAAGAGUCAUGCUUUAUUAAAAACCAGUGGCUCGCAGAAAAUUAAACAGAUUACUUCUCAAAUUAGUAAUAAAUUCCAAAAUUUGCAUAGUUUGACCAAAGAUAUCGUGAACAGAUGGCAAAACAUUGUCGAUGACCACAAGAAAUACAAGCAGAGGUUGGAAGAAACUUCUGCCUGGUUGGUACCGCUCGAAGAACACUUAAAGGCGCUACAGGAAGGGCAUUUAGGAGACAGUGCUGAGGCUAAUAACAGAUUGCAAGUUUUGUUAACUGAAGCCGAACAGGGCGAGCAUAAGCUCAAUUCAUUGUCGCUUCUGGGUGAGAGAUUGUUGCCUGAUACCGCAACCGACGGUAGAGAUAUCAUCAGGAGCGAAAUCAAGGCCAUUAGAGAUAGAUGGGAGAAUCUAGCAGAGAGAGUAAAGCAGCAACAGAAACUUCAAGAAACCCAAUCUCUUCAACUUGCAAACUAUCAGGAUUUGCUGCAACAAGCGUUGGCUUGGUUGGAUACUAUUGAAAAGCAAGUAAAGAUUGAACCAAGUUCAUGGACGUCGAUACAAGAAGUUAGAGGAAAGUUGCUUAAACACAAAACUACCAGUCAGGAGAUUUUGGCGCACAAGAGAUUUAUUGAAGGAGUUAUAGAAAAAGCUCAAGCCUUGGCCCAAUUGACCACGAGCAAAGACAAAAAAGCAGAAAUCGAAGACAGCGUAUCAUCUAUCAACAAUCGUUACCAGAACGUACAAAAACUUGCUCAAAGCAAUAUAAAACAAUUGGAAAACUGCUUAGAGGUCUACCAACAAUUCUACGAUCUACACAAGGCCCAACAAGACGAACAAAAACAACUGUGGGAAAAGUUGAACAGCAAUUUGGAUUAUGGAGGCAGCAAACAAACAUUGGAAAAGAGACUAAACUAUAUAACAGAUCUCCAAGAAAGUCUACCCGAGAACAUGGUGAAAUUAAACGAGCUACAAACGUAUAUUGAACACAAGACAGCUGAUCUACCGGCUAGAGCGCAAGAAAACAUGCAAAGGGACGUUGAUAAUUUGAAGUUCGAUAGAGAAAAGUUCGUUACGACUUUAGCUGAUAUAAAAUCGGCAUUGGAGAACAAGCUCAAGCAAUGGGAUGAUUAUGAAGUUACUAUGGACAAACUGUUAUCGUGGCUAGCUGAUGCUGAAGUUGCUCUUAAGAGUUAUGCUUUGAAGUCGACUUUAGAAGAAAAACAAGACCAAUUUGACAAAUAUCAGGAAUUAUCUAGAGUGAUCGAAUCAAGAAAAAUGGAUAUGAAGGAGUUUGUAACGGAUACAGAUAAUUUGGAGCAAGCUCUGGCUUUAACUUUGAGGCAAAAUGAACCCGAAUUCGAUAGACUAUCUGACAGUUCCGCGGAGUUGGUACAAAGCAGUAGCGACACUAGGAUUGCCAAUAAUGUUCAACAGAUGCUAUCCAGAUUCCAAUCGGUUCAAGUGACAGCUCGAGAAAUACUCAAGAAGUGUGAGCAAGCAAUGGCGGAACAUAAACAGUUUGCCGACAAGUAUCGGCAAUGCGCGGAUUGGAUUACAGUUACAAGGAAUAGAUUUGACGAGUGUGAAAAGAAUAUUCAACGCGCCUCGCGCCAGUCCCUUGAAGAUCAAGCAAAAAUAAUUGAAGAACUAUUCUCUCAACAACCAAAUGCAACUUCUCUUCUUAACAGCACCAUCGAAACUGGUGAAAAGCUUUACCCGUCAACGUCGCUCGAAGGCAAAGAAAUCAUAAACAAGCAGCUGCAAGAAUUAAGAGAUGCCAUGGAUACGCUUUUCGACGAAAUAGCUAAAAGUGACAGAAACUUAAAAUCGAAACACGUAAAGUGGCUAGGAUUUGAAGAAAGCUUAGCUAAAGUUUCCAAUUGGCUUAGAGAAACAGAAAAACAACUGCCACAAAAUAUUGAGUUAAAAUCAACGUUGGAAGAGAAAAAAGCCCAGUUGCAGGUCUACCGAAAUUAUCUACACGAAGUGUCCACUCACCAACAGGAUAUCGUCGACUUGCGCGAUAAAACUGACAGCUUACCAGAAAGAAACGAACAUAUUGAUAAUCAAUUUACCAGCGUUUCAGACCAAUACGAUAAAUUACAAAAGAGAGCACAAAACUUUGUCGAACAAUACGAAAUCAUUGUUAGCAAUCACCAACAAUAUGCUAAAGCCGUCCAAGACGGUCAAGAUUGGAUCGACUCUACUAAUUCUAAUAUUGCCCAUCUCAGUGACCUCGACUUAGACAGAACUAGUUUGCAAUCGAAUCUAGAAAGACUAAAAGGACUUAAAGCCUCAAUUCGUGACGAGGAAUCCAGGAUACUAGCCAUAAAAUCUCUAGGAGACAAAGUUAUCCCUGGUACCAUUGACUACGGUCAAGUCAAUAUAAGAUCUCAGAUAGAAACGUCACAACAAGAAUGGGCUGCAUUGGUUUCAGCUUUAGAUUCUGCAAUUCAACAACUCGAAACCAAACUACAACUCUGGACAGAAUACGAAUCACUAAAAGACAAGUGUUUGCUUUGGAUAAGAGACACAGACAACAAGUUACACUCGGUAGAUCUUAAACCUACCGCCCAAGAUAAGAAAACUCAGCUAGAUGAUCUCAAGAAAUUGCAAGGAGAAAUAAGAGCCAAAGAAUUAGAGAUUGAUCAGGUUACCGAAAGAGCUCAGCAACUAAAUAAGGGUCUAAUGGGCAGACCCUCACAAAUAUCAGAACUGGGCGUUAAAUACCAACAAAUCUGUCAGAAAAUUAAAGAUUUAACUACGAGAUGGCAACAACACGUUGCAAACCAUCAAGAUUUUGAUUCGCAAGUCGAACAAUUCUCAGAAUGGAUGGACGAUAUCAAAGAAAAGUUAUCUUAUUGCUCAGAUAUUACAGGUAUUCCUCAAAAAGAACUUGAAACCAAGCUGGAAACAGUCCAGGAACUAGUCUUGCGUAAAGAAGAAGGCUCGUCUAAGCUCCAAGCUUUGGUCGAAUUAGCACAAAAUGUAUUAGCCAACACCGCACAACAAGGUCAUACAGAAAUAAACGAAACACUUGCCAGGCUUCAGGAAGACUGGUCUAACUUAGCAUCUUCCCUAGUUGAAACUAAGAGCAUUCUGGAUGACGCUCUAACCAAAUGGGCUGAAUUAUUGGAAGAAAUAAAAUCUUUAGUAAAAACAAUUGAGUUACUAGAAAGCCAAUAUGAGGAUCUAUCUGAAUUUCAAGCUACGUUAACAGAAAAGAAGACCGUCUUAGCGAGAAUCAAAACACUCGAAGAGAAGACUAGAGCAGAAAAAAUAGACGUUGAUAAUUUCAAAGCUCAAAUUGUUGAAGUUUUGCAAAAGAAGAAAGGAGGAGAAGCUACAACCGAAGCUUUGAAAACGCUGAAUAAAUUUGAUGCUAUAACUGAAAAAAUAUUUAAAUUAUCAUUGGAAAGAGAUGCUCAAUACAAGGACCACAAAGUCUACAAAGAAGCCCAUGACGAAGUCCAACGAUGGAUGACAAGAGCUCAAGAAAAAGUACCACAGCUGCAAAGACCUUUAGGAGAAAAGCUUACUGUGGAAUCUCUUGCUGCACCUCUAGACCAUCUAUUGAACAAGAAAGCCCAAGGAGAAGUUCUAUUGGAGAACUUAGAUCACACAGCCCAAGUUGUUCUUCCUAACACUAAUGACAAGGGACAGGAAUUAAUAAACAACGACAUCAGGGCUCUAAAGGAAGCAUUCGAAAGACUAUUUAAAGAUCUUAAACAACAAAGAGAACAAUUGGAUAACGUUUUAUCCAACUGGCGGGACUACAAAGAUGAAUACGAAAAAGUCUCAGACUGGUUGCAACAAAUUGCCAUCCUCAUCAAGAAUCAAAAAAUCGCUCUAAUGUCUACGUUACCUGAAAAAGAAAAACAAGUCAAAGAAGUACAAGAGAUACUAAAGAAUUUAGUAGAAGGAAAGGACCAAGUAGAUAGAUUAAACAAAUCUGCCAGCGUUCUGUUAAAAUCACCUCUAGAAUCGCACGUUAACCACCAACUACAACAAUUAAACUCGAGAUAUCAAGUCGAACUUAGUCUGGCCAAUGACGUCCUAAAGAAAGUUGAAACCAAUUAUGAACAACACAAAGAAUAUGCUGACAAUCUUGAUAAGACCAGAGCUUGGAUCGACAACGCCCGCGAGCUUAUUAGAGAGUGCUCGGAAGCCGUUUCGCAUAGCAGCAAAGAAACCUUGCAGUCUCACCUCAACCAAAUCCAAGAGUUAUUACAAAAACGCGAAGAAGGCCAGAACUUAGUUCAUUCCACGGUCAACUGCGGCGAAAAAGUGUUAAGAAAUACCAGAUCGGACGGCAGAGAAGCUAUCAAUAACGAACUGAAAGAAAUACAGUCGGAUUGGGAAAGAAUCGUAAAGAAACUAUCGACUACCAAAGUUAACUUGGAAACCGCUUUACUGCAAUGGGCUGACUACGACAGCUCUUACAACCAGCUCCAACAAUGGAUAACCGAUCGCGAAGCUAAGCUUCAACAAGUUACCGAGCCGAAGAUCACUAAAACUGAAAAGAGAGGUCUUAGCAGUCUACCGAUUGGUGACAGAAAAGCAACUCUUCGCGAAACCGGUAGUAUCUUACAAGAUAUCGUUUCGUUCGAACCUAUGAUCCAAUCAGUCGCUUCUAAAGCUGAAGAUCUUAAACAAGCAGCUCCAGCUUCUGAAAUUUCUACAAAAUACGAAACUUUAUCUAGGACAGCUCAAGAAUUGUACGACAAACAAAAGGAAGUGGUAGAAAAACACGAAGCCUUCGUAGAAGCUGCGAAUGAUUUACAUCAAUGGAUCAGGAAUGCUAGGGAACGUCUCGGUAAAUGUUCUGAGCCUACAGGCGAUAAGGAAAGCUUGGGAAGCAAGUUAUCUCAGCUUAAAGCCCUCAAAAAUGAAGUUCCUGAAGGUCAAAAGAAACUCGAAAUAGCUAUAGAUCUAGCGGACAAAGCGAUACCUUUUGCAGCUGAAAUGGAUAAGGAAAUUAUGGAGGAAGAAGUGGGAUUACUUCAAGAAGAUUUUGAUAAUUAUGUAGAAGAACUAAAUCACACCAAAAGCUUACUAGAAGUGGGUAUAGUAAAAUGGACCGAAUACGAAGAACAGUAUCAAGAUGCUUUAGAAUGGUUAUCUCAAACCGAAAAAUUAGUCCAAUCCUAUAACAAACUACAAGACAGUUUAGAAGAAAAACGAGCUGUCUUGGAACACUUCCAGCUCCAGUUACAGAAUUUAUUCGAUUGGCAAAGUGAAUUAGACAAACUUAACAUGAAAGCACAAGUCUUGCUAGAAACUUGCGCCGAUACUAGAGUCAGCAAUGCCAUUACUCAAAUAUCUACAAAAUAUAACGCUAUUUUAUCUUUAGCCAAAGAGGUUAUGCGAAGAUUGGAGUUGCACUAUCAAGAACAUCAACAACACAAUGCAUUGUAUCAAGAGAUGCAAGAUUGGAUGGACAGAACCAGAGACAAACUCAACGGAUGUUUGGAGAUACCCAAUACAUUGUCUGAAGUAAAUAACAAGUUACAAGUAGUUAAAAAUAUAAGAGCUUCGUUAGAACAAGGACAAAAUAAGUUGAGGUACCUCCAAGAAUUAAAAGAGCGAGUAAUCAUGAAUACCGAGCAAUCUGGAACAGCUAAAAUCAAAGAAGAUACCGAAAACCUCAGAAUCGAUAUGGAAAAAUUGUUGAACGACACACAAGACGCUAGGUCGAAAUUGCAAGCAAGAGCUAAUCAAUUAGAAGAUGUAGAUAAGAUAUAUAAGCAGUUACUGGAUUGGUUGGAAGAACAAGAGAACCAAAUACAAUUUGACGAUGGAUACUUGAACGAACUUGGUGAAAAAAGAGCUAAGCUCGAAAAACUGAAAGCCGUACAAAAAGAAAUCGAAGCCCAUAGUGAUUUGGUUGACAAGCUCAAGAGUAAGCUAGAGGAGGAUUCGACACUUACCUGUAAAGAUUACGAAAAUGUUAUCCAACGCUACAAACAGUUUAAACAAAAUUUGGAAUCUCUCGUUUCCAAUCUACAAACAGAAGUUGAAGAUCACGAAAAAUACAAAGUGUCAUAUAAUGCUGCUUGCAAUAAGAUCAGAAGAGCACAAAUUGAAUUACAAUCGUGCUCGGAUUUGCACGAAGAAUUAGAUAAAAUAAUCGAAAAGGAAGCUAAGAUUAUCGAAAUUUCCGAUUCUCUAAAGGAAUGCGAUGAUCUGAUUCACAAGACCAUCGAGCUUAGUAUCCUAGUAAUGAAAACUACCGGAAACGAAGGAAAAGACACUAUAAGAAACGAAAUAGAACAACUUAACGCCGAUUGGGAAGGUCUACAAUUCAUUUGCGAAGAUACUAAGAAGUCUUUGAAGAAUUGCAAAGAUGCUUGGGAAGAUUAUAAGACUUGUUACGAUGACAUGAACGAAUCUAUAGAUAAAUACCAAAAGUGCUUAGAUGAGAAUAUUGGUACUGAAUUUAAUUCAGAAGCUCUAGAUACAUGUCGAGCUCUAUUGGACGAAAUAGUCGCUUUGAAACCGGGAAUGGAGAAUCUUACAGACGUCUGCGAGACUCUAAUAGAAUACUGCGCCAUCAGUUGGGUCAGAGAUAAAACAGUUCAAUUACAAACAAAGUACAUUAACCUCCUUACGAACAUCCAAAGCCUAGUCUCGAAAAUAGAAAAGAACUUAACCGAUCACACCGAGUUUAUCAACACCAAAGCUGAGUUAGAACAAUGGUUGCAAAACGCGCACACCGCUGUACAAGAUUGUGUUGGUGCUAGCGAUGAAGGUGCCAUCAAAGAGAAGCUCGGAGUUAUCUCUAACGUCUCAGCUACCAUGGGAGAAGGACAAGCUCUAUUAAAUAAAUUACAAGAAGCAUUUGGUAAAGCGAUCAACGUAGCACCUAGCGAUAAACAGAAGGAACUGAGGGACGAUAUGACUGCAUUGAGAAACAGCUGGGAUCAAAUCAAUAUGGACAUCAAAUCGAUCCAAGCGCAGCUCAAAGCUAGUCUGGCUAGGUGGGAAGAGUUCAACAAAAACAAGCAAAAGUUUGAAACGUGGCUCAGCGCUACCGAAAAGAAACUGCAAGAGAAGACUUUAACUAAAGGUGAAGUUAGCGAGAUAAAAACGUUAUUGGAACGUUUCAAGAACUUGCAAACGGAAAUUCAAAAUAAAGAAAGCGAUUUGGACAGAUUACGGAACGAAUCUCAAGAAUUAAGUUCUUGGGUGCAACAACCGUCCGUUUCCGAACCGGUUAAAGAACUCGAAAUUAGAUACUCCAAACUGGUAGAUGCGUGCAAUGCCAUUAAAGAAUCUUUCGAAAAAGAAUUGGAAGAUUUCAACGUCUAUCAUCAGAAGCUUCAAGAUACCGAAAAGUGGCUGUUGCAAGUGUCGUUCCAACUUAUGGCGCACAAUUCGUUGUAUAUUAGUAACAGAGAGCAAACCGAGGAACAGUUGGCUCAACACGUGAGUCUUUUAGGUGAGAUUCAAAAAUUCCAAACAACCCUCGAUGACGUUAGAGCCAAAGGACAAGCUCAAAUUUCCAAAUACGAAAAGGAAGCUCCCGCAGUUAGAGACACUAUAGAGAAACAGCUCAACAAUGUUCAAGAGAGUUAUAACUCUCUACUACAAACGGCUCUCCAGAUUAAGAAUCGUUUAGCGGAUUCUCUGGCUAAAUUUAAGGAAUACGAAGAUACUCUGGAUAGCAUUAUGCAGAAUUUGGAUGAGAUUGAACCGAUAGUGGCUGAGGAAAUUGAGAAACCCACCGAAAAUUUGGCGGAAGCCAAGGCGCUGUUGGAAACUGCUAAAACGCUCCACAACAAGUUGCAGAGCGAAAAAUCUCGACUGGCGAUGGCAGUACAAGCUUGCGAAGCGGCCACUGCCUCUAUCAGUCGUCCCAGCAGUCCUAGGGAUACUCUUCCUCCUCCAGUUCCCAUUAAAGAGCUCGAAUGCCGAGCUAGACUUGAAGAUGUCAUCGAUCAGAUACAAGCUCAGCUCAGCGACCUAACCACUGCGGUCGCAGAGUUUGAAGAUCAAGAAAAACAAAGAACAGAACUUAAAAACUGGAUAAUAGCCCAAAGAUCGGUCGUAAACGAUUGGAAAAAUCGACCUGUUAAGUUGAGAUCCGAUGCCGCUAAACAAGAAAUCAAUAACAUGAACGAUCUUUUGAAUGCUAUUGAUCAGCGCAGAAAUCUUCUGAUAUCAGAAUUAGCUUCAUCAGGAAAUGAAAACGAUGAAUUAGAAAAGAUGUUGGAUGAUUUAGAAAAAGAUCUGAUUGGUGUUAUUGCUCAGAAGCAAGCUAAUAUGGAAGUAAUUGAUGAUUACAGACAAAAUGUACAAGUAAUGAACAACUGGUUUGACAAUCUAGGCAAAAGAAUAGAAGCCAUAGACAAAGGCUCGGGUCUUAAUUGCGAACAGAAACAAUCAUCAAUUCUUGAAAUUAAAGCCGAAUUUGACGACCAGGGUCCAAAGAGAUUGGAUGAAAAUAAACGUUUAGCGUCUCAAGUAACAGAAUUCGUCAAUAAUCUAGACUCCCAACAAAUCGAAGAACAAUCUAAAUCCAUUGAAAGAAGAUACAAUGAUUUAUCGAAGAGACUCCAAAGAAAGUUACAAGUGUUAGAAAUGACCAAAAAAGGAAUAGAAGAUACAAGAAACGAAAUAAGCGCAACUAGAGACUGGAUAAAGGAAAAAACCGUAGGACUGAGAAAACCAGAACCGCUAGGUUUCGAAAGCAGAAAAGCUGAUGAUAAAAUAAACGCCUUAAAAGACUUACUAAAAGAGGCAGGUACCAAAUUAGUCCUUAAAGAAACCCUUCUUAAAAGGAUAAGCAACAUGACUAACGAACUAGAACCCAACGAAGCAUCUCAAAUAGAAAAGAGCCUCAAGGAGCUCGAAAAUGAACAAGAACAACUAGUAGAACUUGUUAAAUCAGAAAUAGAUAGAGUAACAGCAGCUGCCAAUACCAGAAGAAACUUGGAACAAAACCUAGAAAAAGCCAAGGCUUGGUUAAAAGCGAAGAACGCAGAAAUCAGAAAACUAUCUGGUUAUCUACCUCUUCAAGCCAAUCAAGUAGAAAGUGAGAUUACGCAACACACAGCGCACGAAGCGGACAUCAAGCAGUUCAAAGACGGUGAUUUGAACGAUUUACUUAAACUUGGUAACAGCGUUUUGAAAGAUUGCGAUGAAAAGGACUGUGAACGUUUGCAACGUCUAUUGGACGAGGUUAAAGAAGAAUAUGAAAAUCUAGAACAAGAAUCUCUACAAAAAAUAACAGCGCUUCAAGAUCUACUGAAAGGAAGAAAACAAUUUGAGAACCAGAUCGAGGAAUGCGUUAAUUGGCUAAAAGAAGCCGAGGUAGCUACUUCUUCAGAGAUUAGAGGUAGCAACGUUGAUGUUCUAGAGGAGCAGCUAAUAAAGUAUGAGAAAUUGAAUGACGAUGCUAAACAAGUUAGAGGAUCAAUCGACAAAAUCACUGAACAAGGCAAAGCAAUCUUACCAACUAUAACCGAAACCGAUAAAAUCACUUUGAAUGACACCAUUAAUGGCUUAAAAGAUCGCCAUAGGCGAGUAGCUGAUAUUAUAGAGGAUCGAAUGACCGGUCUCAAGCAAAAUAUCCAACAACUCAGAGAUGCACAACAGAGAAUUGAAGAAGCCAAACAGUUUAUUCAAGACAUUAAGGCACAACUUCAAGAACUUAACAAACCUCUUGGACCUAAAGUCGAAGACGUCCAACACGUCUUGUCCACUUACGAAAGAAUACUAAGAGACAUUAAAGACAAUAAGGCUAAGUUAAAUAACGUACCAGGAGCCAAUAUGGCUGAGUUACAGUCUCUAGUUAAUCAACAAGAUGAUUUAAUUAAGUCUAUCGAAGACCAAAUUGCUAGACUCCGCCAGCUGCUGCUUCUGAGAGAGCAAUAUAUGGCUCUUAUUACUGAAAUUAUGACCUUCAUCACCAAAUAUACUGAAAUAGUACGAGAUAUAGAAAAAACCGGUGGUACAAUUCCAGAAAAGAUAAAAAAAUACGACGACGUUAUUGUAAAAAUUCAGGAAUACGAAGCUCUAUUAGCCUCAGCUUCAGAUAAAGGUCAGCAAAUAGCAGCCGAUGGUUCAGUCCAAGACAAAAAUUAUAUUACGGAACAAAUUCAGUCUCUUAAACAGUCAUUGCAAAAUCUACGAAGAACGGCUGAGAAACAGAGACAAGAGCAUGAAAACACGGCAGCGGAACAUCUUAAGAUCGCAGCUGAAUUGGAAGAAGUUUUGGACUGGCUUCACGAUAAUGAAAGUGCUGUAAGAUCGAGACCUCUACUUGGUAGAGAUGUGGGUACCGUAGAAAGAGAAUUGAAAAACCACGACGAAUUAGCCCAAAAAGUGAACAGCCAUUUGGAUCAAAUUAGAAAGAUUCAAGAUGCAACAAAACAUGACGACAGUCUGCCAAGUUCGAUCCAAGAGCAGCUACAAGAAGCUAAUUCGCUUCUGGUUUCUUUGCCUAGAGAAUUGGACGAAAGAAGAAAGUAUUUGGAAACAAACAAAAUUCUUAGAGAGGAAUAUGCUGUUCAUAAACAGAAGUUGUACGAUUGGGUCAAAGAAGCUGAAAUCCGAUUGGCUACUUAUAAAGAUGGAGUCGAUUUUGAGAAUAUUCUACAAGAAUUGGAAGAGCAUAAAAUUUUCUUCAGUACCGAAGCCAAUAUUAAAGAAUUGGUCAACCAAACCAUCCAACAAUCUGCCGAUAAAAUCUUCCCAAGUUUGACCUCGUACGAGCAAGAAGAAUUAAGUCGCGAACAACAACAACACACUCAAACGUUGAAGAAUACUUUGAAUUCGGCUAAAUCUCAGCAGGCGCAGUUAGAGCAGGACGCUGAAAUGUGGAAGGAUUUCUGCAACGCUUUAGAAAAGGUCAAGGCUGUCAUCGCUAGGACCAGGUUUACUGAUGAGCCUGUAUCUACGCUUGCCGGACUGCACUUUAAUAUUCAGAAGAUAUCGCACGCUCUUAAUGAUAUCCAGAACCAGCAGUUGGAACAGGACCUGCUGCAGGAUCGUGUCAACGAAAUCAUCAAACAAGCGGACCAGAGAAACAGGCAGAACAUACAGUCGCAAAGUGACGAAGUCACAGACGAAUGGAAUUCUCUUGUGUCCGAUUUGGAGAAUAGGAGGGACACUCUCACAGGAUUAGCUCAAAUGUGGGAAGUUUUCGAGGGAAGGUGGCAGAACUUCGAAAGCUUGUUGAGCAGUGUCAGCGAGAAAGCCAAACAUCUGGACUAUGUGGUUCGAAACAAAGAGCACGUAGUGCAAACCAAGAGAAGCGUGGAGGAGUUGCAAUCAGAUGCACAGGCGAUUAAAGUUCACCAAGAUGAAGUCAAAAAAUUAUCGAAUACAGUGUUGAUGUUCUUGACUGAAAGCUCAAAACCAUCUGCCAACGCCCUAUCUGAGAAAUUGCAACAACUAGACGAAUCAUAUGAAAGGCUUUUAACUGACCUACAAGAAAAACAACAAAAAACCGAGGUAGACCUGCAAGUUAUUGAACAGGCUUUGUCCGAUAUAGCAACCAAGAAAGCAAGCCUUCAAAACCUUAAAAAGGAAGUGGAAAAUUUCUACGUAUUCGACUCAAAUAUCUCGCAAACAGAAGAAGACUUCAAAAGGCUUCAAACCAAAGUUAACGCUGAGCUUAGAAGCACCAAGGAAUUCUCCAGUGGGAUAAUCAAGAAGUACACAACUUCCCAGAACUUGGUACCUUCAGAUAUCUCCCAACAACUGAAUCAACUAGAACUGUUAUCUGAAUCUGUAACAACAGCAAUGGAAGAAAAAGAUAGAGAAUUCAAGAAGGCGCGUACCAUUAGAACCGACUUUUCUAAUGACGUAGACGAAGUGCAAUCAUGGAUCAAAGAUGCUGAACUUAAAAUCCAAGAUAGAUCCAUCGAACCACAACUAUUACAUGAGCAUCUUCAACAAAUUCAAUUAGAAUUAAGCAGCGUUCACGAUAAACUCGAUAAACUUACUAGAAAUGGACGAAUUAUUAUUGAAAAAACCAAAGACGAUGAGGAAAAAGAACUGACGCAAUCUACUAUUAAUAAUUUGACUGAUCAAUUCGUUCAACUUAAGUCGUUGCUAGACGAGAAGAAACAACAAAUUGGGGAAACUUUAGAUGCUUGGUCUCGGUUCCUCAGUUUAUAUCAAGCCGUCAUGCAAUGGGUCGCUGAGAAGAAGGUGUUCCUCAAGGAUCCUCUACAUCUUAGUACAUUGACUGAGGCUAAGCAAAAAUUACAUGAAUAUUCGAAUGCCGUCAAGAGCUGCAAAGGUGCUACCAAAAACUUGAGUGACAUGGCUAAAGAAUUAGAAUAUAUCGGCAACGUUACAAACGUUGGUGAUCUUCCACAAAAAAUGGAAGAAGCCGAAGAGGCUAAGAUCGAAGUGGAAACUCUAAUUCUUGAAAGGAACGGACUAUUAUCAGAAACAUCUGAAGAAUGGGAACAAUGCGAGAAAAAGAUCAAGGACGUACGUAUCUGGAUAGACAAAACAAAAACUGCUUUAGACUCUCCACAAAACAAGAAGAAACCACUUAGAGACCAACACGGUUUGAGAGAAAAAUUGUUGGCAGAUAUUCAGAUACAGAAAACGAAAAUUGCUUUGUCGGUAGAAAAAUUACAGGUACAUUUCCGUUCUGGAAUCGAGAGCGACUCCCAAGUCACCCAAUCAGCCGAAGAGCUAAUCAUAGAACUCGGCGACUUAAACGCAACAGUAAAAUCACAAACAGCUCAAUUAGAAACCGCCAUUUCACAAGUGGAUGGUUACCAGCAAGAAGUCCAACAGCUUCGGCAGCAAAUCGUCCAAGUCGAACAACAUCUUCGCAGUACGAUGGCUCCGACUUAUUUACCCCACGAUCGAGAUCAGGCUCUUCGCGACCAACAGGCGCGGAUUGAAGCUAACCAGCAGAAGAUCUCUCUACUUGUCGCCCGUAUCCAACAAGUGGACCCUUACAACGCUUGCCCUCACCCGGAAUAUUCCCUUCUCGGAGUAUCCUAUGCGGAUAUCGCCGCUGGACGCUCGAGAUCGCAAGAACGCCAACCCGCUUCAUCCGCCUCCGAAAUACACGAUACGAACAAUGAUAUGGAGAGAAUUGUACCAGUUCUUCUCCCUGAGCCAAAAUCCGCUCCUCAAAAGGUCGUUCAGCUGGAAAAUAUACCCCUUAUUCGUGAACCACAACAAACAGAAACAAAAUUAGAAUCAAAAGCACCGCCAAGAACUAAAUCACCAAGGCGCAGCCGGUCACCAAGACCGAAACAUCAAUCAAUCCAAGAAAAACAUCCUAAGGAAACUAAACCAACAAUACCCGCUUCAAAAACUUUAGAUAUAGAACCGCCACCAAUCAUCGUAGAAUCACCAAAAGUCACUCAAAGAACGAGAACCCCUUCAGAACAAUCGGAAACAGAUUUAUCUUACUUAAACAUAAAACAAAGAACGCGCAGUCGUUCACCUAGUCCCAUGUGGGCACCAGGUCAAAAUACUUACGCUGACAUCCUUAAAGGACAACAAAGAGAAUCUGAAGAAAGAGAAAUACUCUUCAAUAAAGAGGUGAUUACUAAACUACCAAUACGUUCUAAUGAAGCUGCUGCCUCCCAAACUGUACAAAUAGAAAAACUAGUUCCUAUUCAAAGAGCAAUAGUGACCACAGAACCAAGGACUGAAUAUGAGAAUAUUCCUGUUCAACAAAUUAGUAGUUACCCUCAACAACAUGAGUUUGUAUUGUCUAGUCCAAUGCAGGAGUGGAACGAGUACCACCAACAUGACUACACUAUGCAAACCCAUCUUAAUGAGGUGCAUCCUAAUUAUUAUAGUCAAAUGCAGCAUAUGACAACAUCUGAUUAUAUCCAACCGAUACCGGAUAUGGUUAAUUUUAUAGCAACUGGGCAGCAAUUAUUAAAUUCAGGUCUUGGCACUUAUCACAGUUCUCAUAAUUUUGUUCCUUACAACGAAAGCGUUUACACGAAUACAGGGUAUACGGAAAAUACCUCUAGUCUUAUACAAGAAACAGAAGACCUUCCUCCAGCUGAACUGACUAAAGUAGAAGCUCUAGAAAUUAAGGAUAAUAAUACAGAAGAAGAAAUGAAUGUAGAACCACUAGCGCAAACGACGAUACCCGAAGUUACUGGUUCUCAUUUCUCCUACGCCCAAAUUUUGACUCAGGGACUAAGUGCCAAAUCUCUCCAGCCAUCCAGUUUAGCAACAGUGCAACUCUCGAACGCUCGACAAGCCCCCAGACUAAAGUCUCCCGUGCCUGGUGAUUCCACGCACAAGGAAGAAACGAAGUCUAAAUCGAGGGAGCACCCUACACGCAAUUCCAUGAUGGAGAUAUCUCAAGAUGAGAAAUUCCUCAAUGUUGCUGGAAAGCAACAUCAAGAAAAUAUUAAUUUAGAUGAACAUUUUUAUGACUUCGAACGCGAUCAGUCGUAUUCGUACCAUGGAGAGCCUACCAAAGCGGUAGGUGGUAAGGAAACGACUGUUCUUUCCUCCACACAAGACUUAUUUAGUGAUAGUGAUGUUUCUCCCAUUGAUAAAGUGAAUAAAAAUAAGAAACAUAAACCUAAAGACGAAUCAAAUAAGUCACAUAUUAAGCAAAUAACAGUUACCAAAUCGAAAACUAAAACUGUUAAAGAACCAGAAAUCCACAUUGAAGAAACUAAAAUAACUACUAUUGUAAAAUUACCACCAACCGAAGAUGAUCCGAAUUAUAACAGUAGCAUUAGUCAUGACAAACACAACAAAUCAAAGAAAAAACAUAAGCCCAAACAAUCCAUACCAGAAGAACACAGGGCAGCUUAUGUUAUUGAAGAAUUUAUUAGGCACAUCUCAGAUGAAGAAGAAGUCGACGAUAAAAGAGAACCUAAUAUUAGACCUCCUAAACGAGAAAAGAAGUCCAAAAACAAGACAAAAGACCAAAUCAAACAAUCGACCGAAUUCAUAAUUAAUGAACAGUUGACUACCACAACCUUUGAUUCUAAUAUAGACAUUAAUACUAAUACAGUUAUUGAAACAAGUCCAUCGACAACAUCCGACCAACUAAAUAUAGAAAACAUUACGGUACCAAAAAUUGAUAAACCUGAAGAAGAAAAUAAAACAUCGAAAGAUAAAAAGCAAAAGAAAAAGCCACAUCCUAAUGAGGAUAAUAAAACUAGCACUGUAGAACCAACAAUAGAUACUGAACCUACAACCAAACAGAUAGAUACUGAGUUAGGAACAAUUCAACCACCAGCUGAAGAAAUUACUAAAAAGAACAAAAAAUCGAAGAAGAAGAAACAACCAGAAUCAAAAGAUGAUAUUGUCAGCCAAUUGGUGUUCACUGAAGACGUAGUUAUUAAACCCGUUUUAUCAGAAACAACACAAGAUUCAGAUACAGAAAUUAAAUCAACUGAGAAUAAAUCAUUUAAACAACCUACUUUUGAAGCUAAGAAUAGUGAAACUUGUAUUUCCGAACAACCGAAAGAAAUUCAAGAAGAUCAGGAGAAAAAGAAGAAAAAGAACAAGAAAUCUAAAAAGAAACCAGAACAUGAAAGAAAUAUUUCUGAUAUUACCACUGAAAUGAUACAAGUAGAAAGUACUGUAUUAAAAACCACUCAAUCUGAAGUACAUACCAUUGACGAACAGUUAAAUGUUGAAGACACCAUAAUAAAACCUGAAAUUGAAAUAUGCAAGAAAAUUGCAGAUGAAAAACUUGAAGAAACAUCCGAAAGUCACCCUAAAUCCAAACGAAAUAAGAAGAAAAAACAUGAACCAAAACUUACUGAUGAGAAAAUUGUUAAAAUAGUAGAACCCAUAAUAGAAAUUGCAGAGACUAAAAUCAUUGAAGAUAUUCCAAAUGAUAUUGUUAAAAAACCACGAAAGAAAAAGAAUGAUAGAGGUAAACAGGACCAUAACGUUACUGAGGUACCUAUUCUGGAAAAAGGUGAUUCUUCAGAACAGGUUCAAUCCACGGAUAUACAAAUUUCUACUGUCAAAAAAGAAGAACCCGCUGCAGAAAUGAUACAUACUGAAACUGUUAAUGACAUUACAGGUAAUGUUGUUAAACAACCAAGAAAAAAGAAAAAUGACAAAAACAUACAAGAAAAUAAAGUUACUGAAGAACAUGUUCAUGAAAAUAAGGAACACGCUCAGGUUAUUGAAGUUCAUACUACAGAAAUUUCUACAGUCAAAAACGCAGACUCUAAAAUAGAAAUUGCUGAGGAAAAUACUAAUCAUGUAGUUAAAAAAGAGAACGUGAUUCCGGAAAAUACAGUACAAUCAACAGAAAUUGUUAACCAACCAAAAAAGAAGAAGAAUGAUAAGAAUAAACAGGAAAAUAUGGUUACUGAAGAAACAAGUAUCAUAGACAAAGAAAUUGAUACGAUCAAAAACGAAGAUUCUUUAAUAAAAACGGUUCUAAAUAAUACUGAUAAAAUAACAAGCGAUAUCGUUGAAAUAGAAAAUGUUUUGCAAGAAAGUCCAACUCCACUAAUCUUAGAACAAGUUCAAUAUGUUGUUACUACAGAUGACGUAGUAGACAAUACAGAAAAUUCCAAGUUUAAAGCAAACGUUAUAGUGGAAGAAAAAGAGAUGAUACAACAAAUAACUUCAAACAUUACAACCGAGGACGAAUCUUUAGAUAAAGAUAUUGAAAUUUUAGGAACACCCAAAGAAUUACUCACUCCUGCGAAAUCUGUAGAGACAGUACCUCAUUCCAAACAAUCUCGAAAUAAAAAGGAGAAAUCUGAUCCCACUGAACAAAUUCAUCCAUCGGAUAUGGAAAAAGCAUUGGUUAUAGAACAAGAGAUAUCUUUAAAACAAACAAAAUCAAUUGAAGAAAAGCCAAUUGAAAUUAUUUCAAACAUUAUAGAAUCUCAAAAACAUUUAACAGAGGUUAAUACUUUAAACAAACCAAAAGCUAACGAUAGAUUUAUUGAUAAUGAAAUAUUCUUAAAUAAUGAAAUAAUAUUCAGUGAAACUACCUCCUUAUUACCUACAAACAUUAAUGUGGGUACUGAAACAAAAACUUUACUUGAAUCUUCCACAGAACAUAAACACGAUUUAGUUGCUUCAACUAAAGAAGUUUUAGAAGCAUCAUCAGAUAUUGUACAAUCUGUAAUCACUAGUGCUAUAUCAAAACUUACUACUACCACUUCUAAAAAAGAAAAUUCAACAGAAUCCAAGCAGACCACAGUAAGUACUAUUGUCACAAAUUCUGACAAACUUGCAAAUAAGACGAAAGAAGAUAAAAACGCAUAUAAUAAAAUAGAUAUUAAAGAAAUACCAGAAAUCGAUGGUUCAAAAGAAACAACCAAAGUUACAUUUAUCACACAUGAAGAGGUAAGAAUGAAACCCAUUGUUACUAUAAAAAUGGAGUUUAAGGAUACACCUGUUGAGGAAAUUAAAACUAUCGAAGAAAACCUAAGAGAAAUUGAGAGAAACGUCAGUGAAGAAUACAAAAUACAAGUGUUACAAAAAGUAACUGAAGACAAACACUUACAAUUUGAAACUGUAAUUGAUGAAAAUAUAGUAACAAAUGGACACAGUUUUGAAGAAAAGGCUAAUGCAACAGAUACUGAAAAUACUUGUGAAAUUGAAAUGGAAGAAGUUAUUUUCGGUUCUGUUAAAGAAAGACCCAGUCAGAAAGCAGCUAGAAUAGCCAAUGAGGAUAAAAAAGAUCACCCUGUUGUUGAUGACGAAUUACCAAUAAGUGACAUCACAGCGCAAAAUGUUAUUAAUGACACUGACAUCGCCGUAGAACCAUCAUUGUCAAGGUUAGAUUCAAUAGUUGAAACAGAAAUUAAUACUUUUGAAAAUAUUAUGGAUGUUUUGGAUUCAAGGAAGAAACAUAAAAUUCCUAAUGUUGAUGUCGAACCAAAAACUAGCAAAAUUAAAGAAUCUGAGAAUGAAGAAUUGGUAGAAAAGAAUUUAGAAGAAGAUCAUGAGAUUAAAAAAUCUAAAAAGAAAAAACACAAAAGUAAAAAAGUUAAAACCACUGAAGAUUCAAGUAAAUCAGAACCGCUACCAAUAGAAACCAAAUCUGAAUCGCAUUUAGAAAAAUCAGAAUUAUCACGGGGUGAAUUAGAACAGUCUCAAAUUGUAACAGAAGAAGAUACAAUAGAAAAAACUGAAAAUUGUGAUACGUUCCAAAUACUAUCACAACUGAAACAAGAGACUUUACUUAAAUACUCACCAGAUGUUUCAAAUAUUCCAGAUAGAAAAGUUAAACUAAUUCCAGUAAAUGAAACCAAAACUCCAGAAGAAAAAAGGGAAGAAGUGCAUCAAAAAACAAUUACAGAAGAGAAAUUUGAAGUAAUCCAAGCUAACGAAAUUUCAGAAGCGAUAAUAGAUAAUGAGAAUUGCAUUUUUAUUGAAAAAGAAAAACAAGAAGAGGAGACAAAACCAAUAGUUGUUGAAGACACUCUUCCUACUAAAGAAGGAAAACAAUUGACAUCAUCAAGUAUUUAUGUCAAAAUAGAUAAAGACUAUUUUGCAAACCUUCCUUCAGUACAAUUAUCACCGGAAUUACCUUUACCUGACAUUUCAUAUCUAGAAGCUACAAGUACAGAUAUUACCACUAAUGAGAGUAAAUUAGUUGAAGAGUCCACAGAAAGUAAUGCUGACGUACUUCUUAAAUUAAAGAAAGAAACCAUUCAAAAGUACCAGGAAGAUGUAUCUAAAGAUAUCAACGAAAAUGGAAUCCUUAUCGAUAAUAAGAAAGAUAAAAAGAAAAAGAGAAAAGAUAAAAAACGUAAAUCUGUUACUUUUGAGGAAAACCCACAAGUGAUCAAUAUUAUCGAAGAACCUAGUAACAUAGACGAUCAAACAGAAACUGCCGAUGAAUUCUUUUUUGUUUCUGCAGUAAAGGAAGAAGAAAUGGAACUUCUAAAAGAAGAUCUUCACCAGAACACUGUAGAUGAUAUAUCCGACACUUUUGAAAUAAUCCACACAGAAGGAGAUCAUACUGUUGAAUCAGAAAUAACUGAGGACAAAUCUUCAGAGAAAAAGAAAUCUAAAAAGAAGAAACAUAAGAAAGAACAUGAAAUUGGUGAUCAAGUUGAUAAGAGUCGCACAGAAAUAAAUGCAGCUUUUAUGACAGAAGAAAGAUUACAUGCAUUACCACAUAUUGUAACUGAGAACAAAGUUAAAUCGCAACCAGAGCCUCACGACCAUCAUAAAAAGAAAUCUAAACAUAAAAAACCAAAACAUGAAGAAUCGGAUAUAUCCGUACCUAAAACUGAAGAAACCAUAAUUGAAAAAGAUACCAUAGUCCAAGAAACUGAACAAGCGGAUGGAGAUAAACAAGAACCCCCAAUUUCUGUUUCUGUAGAAUCAAAAGAAAUAGAAAUUGAAUCGGCUGAAGUUAAAGAACACGAUAAAAAAUCUAAGAAAAAACAGAAACACAAAAAAGAAGUGGUCGAAGUAAAAGAAAUAGCUCAUGAAAAACUUCCAGAAGAUGUAAAAAAACCAGAUGUAACAACCGAAGAGAAAUAUAUCUUUCAUCAACAAGAACAUAAAAUAGAACCGGAUAAUGUUGAAAAUUCAACAAAAGACAAAUCUAAGAAAAAGAAACACAAGAAGGAUACAGUUGAGCAAAUUAUUAUCAUUGAAAAAGAACCAAUAGAGAAAGUACCUGAAAAAAUUGAGAGUUCUCAGACUGUAGAUAUUACAAAGACUACUUCAUCAUAUGAUUCUGAAGUAAAAUUUUCUGAAAAUACACAAGAAAAUAUAAGGGAAGAGAGCAUUUCAUGCGAUACAGUCUCAAAUGUAGAUGAUCGUUCUGCAACUAAAUCCAAAAAGAAAAAGAAGCAUAAGCAGAUAGAACGUGAAAUCACUGCAGAAAAACAUAUUGAUUCUGCAUCAAAUAAUUUAACUAGUAUUACAACUACUUCGAUUGAUUCGUAUACAACUAUAACUACUGACACCGAUAUGUCAGCAAUUUCUUACACAACCGUUGAUGCCGAUGAACUAGAUCUAGAUAGUAUUGGCGUAACAGAAAAGCCUUCUUGGGCUACUAUUGUUGGAUCAAACCUCCCUGCAAAACCUCAGCCAGUACAGCAAGUACAAGCCAAACCUAAAUAUGAGGUUCCAAUACCCCAACCUGUUAAAAUUGAGGAGGUAUCAAGUUUUACUCCUGAAACAAGUGAGAUAUCUUCGAUUGAUAAAAAACAUAAGAAAAAACAUAAAAAGAAGCAUCACGAUGUAAUUGAAGAAGCAUCAAAACCAGCAUUUGAAAUUAUAGAAGAAAUAAGACACAUACCAGAUGUGGAAUCCAAACCUGAAGUUACUGAAGGACUAGAUAAACACCAUUCUAAUGAAAAAACGAAAUCUAAGAAGACGAAACAUAAACACUUAGAAGAGUUGGAAUUAGAAGAAAAUAAAGUAGAAGAACCAGUAUCUAGUGGACAUGUUUUGACUGCAAAGCCUGAAGUGACCGAUUUCCUUAAACAAGAAGCACCAGAGACUGUUUCCAUAAAAAAAGUUGAGUACAAAGGACUGCCUGUCGAUGAAUCUACUAAUAUGUUCUUAGAAAUACUGGAGAAACCUAUGGUAUUCUCUGAUGAAGAAGAAGGUUCGACUGUAAUUCAUGAAAAACAAUCUGUAGAUAUUUCAGAUAAAACAAAGACAAACCAAACUUUAAAUAUUACUACAGAAUUCAUAAAUACGGAAAUGAAAGAUGCUAAACUAGCUCAACAAAUUAAAAUUGAAACUGUUAAACCUGAUAAUAAUGAUACACAAAUACAUGAGAGUAGUUCGAAGAAAAAGUCCAAGAAACAUAAACACAAAAAGGAUAAACUUGAACAAGAAAAACAUAAACCAGAAGAUAUAACAGUAACGAAAACUUUAGUUGAUUCAGUAAUGAAAGAAGCUAAAGCCGAAGAGGUCAAAGAAGAAAUUAAAAUUACUCAGGAAGAAAUCGGUGUCUUAGAAGACAAAAUUAUUGACCAACCCGAAGUCCAAAAGAAAAUUGAUUUAUCUGAAGUUCAUAUAGAUAAGAAUGACGAUCAUGAAAAGCAUAAAAAAUCAAAAGAAGAGAAGCCUGGUCAGGAACCACAUUCCAAAAUUAAAAAACCAUCACAAAAUAUCCCAGAGCAAAAAACUGAAUUUAAAGGAUUACCAGUUGAUGAGUCUACGAACUUAUUCAUGGAUAUUUUAGACGAGCCAUUGAUAUUAACCGAUGACGCGGAGCAAUUGGAAAUAAAAGAAGACAUUUUAUCAGCUAAACAACCUCCAGACAUUAACUUAAAUUUUAUCAAUGCUGAAAGAACUAUGACUGAAGGUACAAAGAUUGAAAAGCAGGUAGAAAUUAUUAAAAAAUCAGAAGAAACAGUUAAGCAACUAAUAAAACCAGAAGCCAAAAUUUAUGAUAGUGACAAUAUAACAGAAAAACGUGAUUUUAAAGAUAAAUUAGAACAUAAGAAACCAGAAGAAAGUAAUGAACCUAUUUUGGUGAAAAAAAUCGAAUAUAAAGGUUUACCGGUUGAUGAUUCAACCAACCUAUUUAUGGAUAUUUUAGACCAACCUAUGGUAUUAAGUGAUGAUGAACAAAUAGAAGAUGAAACUGUAUCAUUUAAAGAAACUUCAGAUAUUAACAUAGACACUGUCAAAACUAAAAAAACGCAUACUGAAGAAGUAAAAACAGAUAAAGUGACUGAAGAUCAAUUUAAACUUAAGGAACAUCUAGAACUUAAGGAAGUUGAAGAAAAAAUGCCAUUAAAAGAACACGAUAGUGAUACUGACAAACAUGACGUGACUGAAAAGAAAAAAUCAAAGAAAAAGAAACACAAAAAACACGAGAAAAAUCCUGAACCACAAGAAAUUCCUAAAGAACUUAAAAAAGUAGAAUUUGUUCAUUCAAAAACAGAAGAAACAUCAACUUCUAACAUUAAUCAAAAUUUUAUAAGUUCUGAAAAAUCUGAAUCGUUAAUUGAAAAAGUUCCAGUAAUAAAAGAAGUUAUUACUGAACCGAUUGAAACACCAACAAAGAAGAAAGAAAAGAAACAUAAGAAACAUGAAGGCAAGCAUGAACUGGAUCAACACAAAUCCGAAACAGUUGACAGUGUUCAGCAUAUUAUCGAAGAUGAAGUUAAAGCAACUACAGAAAAAGUUGAAUAUAAAGGUUUACCAGUUGACGAAUCUACUAACUUUUUCAUGGAUAUCUUAGAUCAACCAAUGGAGUUUUCUGAUGAUGACAGUGAAUUUGUAAAAGUAAAUAAGAAAGUCGAUGAUUCUACCAACUUAUUUAUGGAUAUUUUAGACCAAUCUAGGAUAUUAAAUGACAAUGAACAAAUAGAUGAAACUGUAUCGGUUAAAGAAACUUUAGAUAUUAAUAAAGACUUUGUCAAAACUGAAAUAAUUCAUAAUCAAGAAGUAAAAACAGAUAAUAAAGUGACUGAAGAACAAUUCAAAUAUAAGGAACAUCCAGAACUUAAGGAAGUUGAAGAAAACAUGCCAUCAAAAGUACACGAUAGUGACAUUGACAAACAUGACGUGACUGAAAAGAAAAAGUCAAAGAAAAAGAAACAUAAAAAACAUGAGGAGAGUCCAGAACCACAAAAAGAAAUGCCAAAAGAUAUUAAAAAAGUGGAAACUGUUCAAUCAAAAACAGAAGAACUAUCACCUUCUAAUAUUAAUCAAAACCUUAUAAAUUCUGAAAAAUCUCAAUCGUUUAUUGAAAAGGUUUUAGAAAUAAAAGAAGUUAUUACUGAACCUAUUGAAACACCAUCGUAUACUGAAAUUGAAAUUACCAGUCCAACGAAAGAGGAAGAAAAGAAUCAUAACAAACAUGAGGACAAGCAUGAACUGGAUCAACAUAAAUCUGAAACUGUUGAUAUUCAGCAUAUCGAAAAGGAAGUUAAAGCAACUACAGAAAAAGUUGAAUAUAAAGGUUUACCAGUUGAUGAAUCUACAAACUUGUUCAUGGAUAUUUUAGAUCAACCAAUAGAGUUAUCUGAUGAUGAAAGUGAAUUAAUAAAAGUAAAUAAGAAAGAUGGUGAUUCUACCAACUUAUUUAUGGAUAAUUUAAACCAACCUAGGACAAUAAAUGAUGUUGAACAACGAAUAGAAGAUGAAACUGUAUCAGUUAAAGAAACUUUAGAUAUUAAUGUAGACUUUAUCACAACUGAAGUAAGUCACACUCAAGUAGUAAAAACAGAUAAUAAAGUAACUGAAGAACAAUACAAACUUAAGGAAGUUGAAGAAAACAUGCCAUCAAAAGUAUACGAUAGUGAUACUGCCAAGCAUGACGUGACUGAAAAGAAAAAGUCAAAGAAAAAGAAACAUAAAAAACAUGAGGAAAUUCCAGAACCACAAAAAGAAAUGCCGAAAGAACUUAAAAAUGUUGAACCUGUUCAAUCGAAAACAACUUCUAAUAUUAAUCAAAACCUAAUAAAUGCUGAAAAAUCUGAAUCGUCAAUUGAAAAGAUUCCAGAAAUAAAAGAAAAUAUUACUGAACCUAUUGAAACCCCAACAUAUACUGAAACUCAUAUUGUCGGUCCAAUGAAAGAGCAAGAAAAGAAACAUGAAGACAAGCAUGAACUGGAUCAAAACAAAUCCGAAACUGUUGACAUUAUUCAGCAUAUCGCAGAAGAAGUUAAAGCAACUACAGAAAAAGUUGAAUAUAAAGGUUUACCAGUUGAUGAAUCUACAAACUUGUUCAUGGAUAUUUUAGAUCAACCAAUGGAGUUGUCUGAUGAUGAUAGUGAAUUCGUAAAAGUAAUUGAGAAACUUGAAACUCCACAAACUAUAACUAUUCCACAGCAAGUCGAUAAUGUAAUAUUAAAAGAAGAAUUAGUUAAACAAAAAGUAGAGUAUAAGGGACUGCCAAUUGAUGAGUCCACUAACAUUAUUGAUUUACUAGAUGAUCCUAUAGUAUUUUCUGAUGAUGAAGAUUAUUCGAUUGAUGACACUAAAGAAAAAUAUGUUAAAACUGAUACAAUUGAAGAAGAAAAACCAGUUGUAGAAAUUUCAAAUGUUAAUUCUGACUUCUUGAAUUCUGAAAGAACUGUAAAUUUAGAAACAAAAACAGUAUCAGUUAUUACCGAAAUCAAUAAAUCUACUAUUAAAAAUAACAGUGAAUUCAUGAACGCAUUGGAUGAAUCAGAAUCUAAGGCAAUUAUAGUUUCAGAACCUAAAACACUUGAACCAACUGAAAGCAUAAAGUCGCCCACAAUACCAGAAGAAAAUAUUAUUAAAUAUGAUGUUCUCGUACAGAAUAAAGCUGAGGAGGAAUAUUAUGAGACUGUGUCUAAAAAAACCGACACAAAAUCUGAAGUUAUUAUUGAAGAAUCUCUAUUCACAUAUGAUAUUCUAAAAAUGUUUCGCGACGAAAUAAAUUACUAUGAGAUACAAGCACAAGAAAACAAGAAAAAGAAGAUUGAAACUCCUAAAGAAGAAAUUAAAGAAACUAAAGAUGUAGAAAAAGAAAUCGAAGAACCCGUUUUUAAUAUUAACGAUUUGUUGGAAACCAAACCUAAUUUUGAUUUGGAAUAUCUGUUACAAGCAGAAAUAGAAUGGUAUGAACAAAAAGCUAAAGAACUUAAAAUGGCAAAAGAAUCUGUAAAAUAUGAUGAAAUCAAAUCUGUAGAAGAAUCAGUUGAACUAGAACAAAAACCAACAGACUUACUUGUUGUAGGAAAAUCCAUGCUAAUUCAUAAACCAGAACAGAAAAGAGUAAGCGAAACUGAAGAAAAACUAACCGAAGAAUCAUCUAAAACCAAACAACAUGAACUCCUGAGAAAGGAAGAAGUACAAAUAGAAAUGAGUGAGGAUGAAUUUGAAAUAAUAGAGCAAAGUGAAAUUGAUACAGCUAUUCUGGCGGAAAAAGAAGCCAGAUAUCUUGAACAAAAGAAUGUAAUAAUAAACAAACAAGAUGAAUUAAAAGCUGUUGAAGAAAUUAAAAAAUCUUCGCAAUUUAAAGCUAUUGGGGAAACAGAAACCCAAUGGAAUGAAACAGUCCAAACAACUAUUGAAAAGAGUACACAACCUCAACAAUAUGAAGCUAUUGUAGAAAUUGAAACUGAACAGGAUAAAACAAUUCCAAAAACUGAUGAAAAAGGUGAUCAAUCUUUACAAUAUGAAGCUAUUGUAGAAACAGAAACCAAUGUGGACGAACCAAUCCAAAAUAAUGAAUUACAUACUCAUUUUGAAGCUAUUGUAGAAGUAAACACUAAAGAAGAAAACAUAAUUCAAAAAACACCGUUUGAAACUACCGAAGAAAUACAAAGCAAAGAAGAAUUAAUUGAAAAAACUUUUGACGAAUCCAAACCUUCUCAGUUUGAAGCUAUUGUUGAAUCUGUCGUUGAAUUCAUUCCAAAGUCUGAUCGCAAGAAAUACAGCCUAAAUCCAGACGCAGCUGAAUUCGUACCUAGUUCAUCUAGCCCUCUUGUACCUGAGUAUAUGGAACACAAUCAGAUAUAUAGAGUAGAAGAAGAAAAAUAUGAAGAAACUGGUUGGGACUAUGAUAAUAAAACAGACUACGGCAUUAGCGAUACAGAAUACAAAUCAACUUACCAAAUUUCACCCGGAACUUCAAAAUGGGUGAAUGAUAUUUUAGAUGAUUCAGAAGAACAGGAAAGAAAAUUCCAUCAAGAUAAAUUAGAACAGCAAAGGCUAGAAGAGAGUCUUUUGCCGAAGAAUGUUAUUUCAGAAUUAACUAUUAGCAGCGUCCGAGAUGUUCCACCAAAAACCGAACCUUCAAAAGAAUCAUUAAUUUCUGAUCUCAAAAAUAAAACUCAAAAGUUUGUCGAAGCAGAACGCCAAUUAAUAAGAGAAUUGGUAGAUACCUCAAAAGCACCUGUUAGAGAACCGGAAAAAAUUGUGGAUAACAAAGAUACCACCAAUGUUUGGGCUAAUCUAAAAGCCAGUGAUAAGACUUAUGCUGAUAUUGUGGCCACUCAUGCAGUUGUACCUAAACACGAGCAUCAAGUUGUUAGAGAACCUAUACGUACAAAAGAAUUUGAAACCAUCGUUACAGAAACUGAAGGAAUUCAAAAAACUAAUGUACUCGCAAAGAGCAAAGAUUUUAUAGACCAUAGUAAGAAAUCGCGAACUCAUUCUAGUGAAAAUGAAGCUAAACGAGUUGCUCCGCCCCCUGAAAUUCCAAAAGAAAAAGUUUUUGAACCUAAAAGAACAUCAAGAAAACGUUCAAAAACACCUCCGACUAUACCUCAUGAAAUUCGAGUUGAAGAAGUUACUGAAACUCAGUUGAAAGUAUAUGAGGAUAUUAUUGAUGAUGACCUAACAACUAACUCUCAUACUACUUCUUAUGCUAAAGUUUUAGCUACAUCUAGUCCAAAAACAAGUUUCAAACAAGAAGUUAAACUUUUAGACGACACUCCAAUUAUUACUAAAGAUGCCGAAAAACUUAAUAUUAGUGAUGCAAGUGAAUCAGAAUUCAAAGAUACAGAAAGUAAGAAGAAAUCCAAAAAGUCUAAAAAGAAAACAAAAUCAUCAGAUGCUCAAAUUACAGUUGAGACUGAAAUUUCUAAAAAGGAACAACAAUCCUCAUUACCAAUCCAACAAGAGGAACCUACAGAGUUAAUAAUUGAACCUACUAAAGACAGUAAUAUUUCUGAUCUGCCAACGUAUGCUAAAAUAGUAGUUUCUCAACCACAAUUACAAUCUUCAGUAAUAACAAAAGAAAUUAAAAAAGUUACACAAAAAGAAGAAUUUAGUGAAAAAGAGCCUGAAGAAAGUGUAAAAAUUGUGAUAACAGUUGCUGAACCAACAGAAGAUAUUGAAAAACCGAUUCCCUUUGAGGAAGGUAAAAAGAAACGCAAUAGAUCCAGAAAGCGUUCAAAGACUCCAACCAUUCAACCUGCAACCGAAAUUGAGGUUGAACCAGAAGAGAAGAAACCUAAAGAAAUCGAUGCUGAACAACCAAAUUUGGCUGAAGAACCUAAAUUAAUUAGUCCAAUAGACAGCGGUUUUACAUAUGCUAAAGCAGCUGCUUCCAACAUUGUAAAGCAACAUGAUACAUCUCAAAUUCAACAGAAGCAGGUGGAGCCUAAAGAAAUUGUUCCUACUAAAGUGCACGUUGAAGUUAUCAGAACUGAAACAAUUCAGAAAGAAGAAACAACAUUGUUGGAACCAAUGCCUGAAGAUGUAAAAGGUAAAAAGAAACGUACUAGAUCUAAGAAACGUUCAAAAUCUCCUGCAGUUGAAACUCAAGUGAAACUUAAAGAACCCGAAGAAUCACUUACACCUGAGGUAACUAAAACGGAGUUAACUGAAAAUGUACUAAAAGAGGAUACUGAACCUAGAAAAGUAGAACUAGUGAAGGAACCUACAAUUCAGGAAGAUCUAACAGAUAUAAUUACUGAAGUUAAAGAAAUUAAAACUAAGACAGUUAAACAAGAAGAACCAGAACCACUCCUUGCAGAACCGAUAGAAGAAAAGGGUGAGAAAAGGCGAGGUAGAUCCAGAAAACGAUCAAAAACCCCUAUAAUAGAAUCUAAGCCAGAAUUUAAAGAACCCGAAGAACAUCCUAAGACUGCAAUUGUUAUGGAGACGUCGCUUGAAGAACAUAAACCAUUUACUGAUAUCAAUGGAUCAACUUAUGCAAAAAUAUUGGCUUCAAACAUUCCAAAAGCAUCAGAAAUUCAACAAAAACCUAUAACUUCUGAACUUAUUAAUGUGUCUGAAAUUCCUGCGGAAAGCAAAAUUAAAGAGUCCGAAUUAUCCCAGCCAGAAUCUACAGAAGAAAAUGAUUCAAAGAAGAAAAGGAAAUCCAGAAAACGUUCUAAAACUCCAUUGGUCGAAUCUAAAAAAGAGUCUGAAGAGAUAAUUAUUACCUUGACACAUAAAGACGAGACGACUUCUGUUCUCAUUGAUAAAUCGAACACUUCACAACCUGAAAAUGUCAUUUCUAAUAAUGUGGUUCCUCAAAUUGAAAUAACUGAAGUUGAAGCAAAUGAAGAAGCGACAACUCAUGUUCUCAUCGAAGAAUCUAACACAAAAACACCAGAAGAAGAUUUAAUUUCUAAAAAUGUUUCUCCUCAAAUUAAAAUAACUGAAAUAAAUAAAACCGAAACGAUUUUAACGGAAGAACCUGCUUCGCUUAGGUCAGAGCCAGUCGAGGAACAAACGAAAAAGAAAAGACGCAAUAGAUCUAGAAAGCGUUCGAAAACACCUACGGUGGAAAAUAAGACUGAAUCUGAUGAUAAAGUAAUUGACAUUACAAUUCCCAAGGAAGAAAAUGUAUGUCAAACCGAUAUUACUCAGACAAAUUUGUAUCACCUAUCGUAUGCUGAAGUAGCUAAAGCAGGAAGUAGAGAUCCUUCACCUCAUCCAAGUAAUCGGUAUACUGUAGAAACCAUCACAUCUUCAUUAAAGAAAGAGGAGUCAGAAAGUAAUGAAGACUUAGAAGUCUAUUUAGAAAUAGAAUUUGAAUCUCCAACUUCAUCCGAAGACGUGGAGACAGCUGAACCAAGUGUAAAAGAAGAUAUUUCAAUUGAAAAUGAUAGUUCGACAAAAGAAGAUAAUACUGAUUUAAAAACUGACUUACACCAUCAUGUAGAUCUAUUCAUUCAAGAAGAAAGAAAUGCUACUUUGGCGGAUGUAGUCGCAAAAGUACAAGAAGCCAUUAUAGAUUUUAAAACUACAGGUAUUGAAAUUGUAACAGAUGUAAAAGAUUCUUCUGAAACCCAAGAAAGUAAUGAUGAAGAACCAUCUAAAAAAAGAAAGACUCGAUCUAGGUCUCGAAGGAAACACCAAACACAAUCUAAAUCCGAAACUGAGCCUACUGAUAUUUACGUUCCUCAAGAAUUACCUGUUAUUAGUGUUCUUAAAAAUAACGAACAAAUCAGAGCACAGUCGCGUUCUCCUAGUAGAUCUUACGCUGCAGUAGUAAAAAAUACCUUAGAAGAGGUGAUGCCUGAAUAUGUCACUUAUACAUCAGUAAUUUCUACAAUUGAUGCUAAACCACAAAAAAGUGACAUUUCUGAAGCAAUCUUAGAAACAAAAGAAAUAAAAGAAGUUCCUAUUAAGAAAGAAAGUUUAGGAAACGAAGAAAUUCUGAAAGUGGAUUUAGGGUUUGUUAAAGAAGUGGCGAUUAAAAAAGAGGAUGCAAUCGAAAAAGUGGUAGUUUCUAAAUCAGAAGAAGAUAAAAAUAAUAAAAAGAAAAGUAAAAAAUCUCAUAAACCGGAUCAAACUGAAGAAAAAAUUGAAGAAAAAUCUUCUCCUGAACUUCAGAGUGAUAGAGAAAUAUACAUUCAGAUAAUUGAUUUAGAAUUGGUUAAAGAAGUAGCGGUUAAAAAAGAGGAUGCACUAGAAAAAGUGGUAGUGUCUGAACCAGAAAAAGAUAAACAUAAGAAGAAAGGUAAAAAAUCACAUAAACCGGAUCAAACGGAAGAAAAAAUUGAUGAAAUAUCUUCUCCUGAACUUCAGAGUGAUAGAGAAAUAGACAUUCAGAUAGUUGAUUUAGAAUUGGUUAGAGAAGUGGCCGUUAAAAAAGAAGAUACAAUCGAAAAUAUGGUAGUUUCUGAACCAGAAAAAGAAAAAUACAACAAAAAUAAGAGUAAAAAAUCUCAUAAACCGGAUCAAACGGAAGAAAAAAUUGAAGAAACAUCUUCUCCUGAACCUCAGAGUGAUAGAGAAAAAGACAUUCAGAUAAUGGAUUUAGAAUUAGUUAAAGAAGUGGCGGUUAAAAAUGAGGAUGGAAUCGAAAAAGUGGUAGUUUCUGAACCAGAAAAAGAUAAACAUAACAAAAAUAAGAGUAAAAAAUCUCAUAAACCGGAUCAAACUGAAGAAAAAAUUGAAAAAAAUUAUCCUGAACCUCAGAGUGAUAGAGAAAAAGAUAUUCAGAUAGUAGAUUUAGAAAUGGAUAAAGAAGUGACGGUUAAAAAAGAGGAUGCAAUCGAAAAAGUGGUAGUUUCUGAACCAGAAAAAGAUAAAUAUAACAAAAAGAAAAGUAAAAAAUCCCAUAAACCGGAUCAAACGGAAGAAAAAUCUCCUGAACCUCAGAGUCAUAGAGAAAAAGAUAUUCAGAUAGUAGAUUUAGAAUUGGAUAAAGAAGUGACGGUUAAAAAAGAGGAUGCAAUCGAAAAAGUGGUAGUUUCUGAACCAGAAAAAGAUAAACAUAACAAAAAGAAAAGUAAUAAAUCCCAUAAACCGAAUCAAAUGGAAGAAGAAAUUGAAGAAAAAUCUCCUAAACCUCAGAGUGAUAGAGAAAAAGACAUUCAGAUAGUGGAUUUAGAACUGGCCAAAGAAGUAGCGGGUAAAAAAGAGGCUGCAAUCGAAAAAGUGGUAGUUUCUAAACCGGAAAAAGAUAAACAUAACAAAAAGAAAAGCAAAAAAUCCCAUAAACCGGAUCAAACGGAAGAACAAUCUUCUCCUGAACCUCAGAGUGAUAGAGAAUUGGAGGAGGUAACACCUAAAAGUUCUAGUUUCUUCGGUAAUCUUAUGUCAAAGUUGACAUCAAAGAAAUCAAAGAAAGAUAAGAAGAAAAAAGGUGAUAAACACACUGAAGAUAACAUAGUGACGAGUGAAGAAGAGAAUGUCCCAAAAGAAUUCAAAGACACACCUAUGGAUAAUGAAGAAACAAUGAAGAUUAUUGAUCUAAAUAUUCAGGAAAAGGAAGAGAAAGUGAUCGAAUUUACGCCCGAACAAGAAUCUAAAUUAUUUAAACAGGAAUCUGAAAGUAUUAUUUCACAUAAAGAUAUCGCUUCUGCCUUCUUAGAAAACGCUAAAAAUUAUGAAGAAAUAUUAAGACAACAUGAACCUAACAACAAAGAAAAGACCAAACGAAAGAAAUCUAAGGAUGAAUCAGCUGAAGAUGCCAGUAAACCUGGUUUUAUAAAAACUCUUCUUGGAAGGAUAUCCAGACAAUCAUCUAAGGAAUUCGUAGAUCCUCUUGAACAAUUAAUAAGUAAUCUAGUACUUGAUGAUACCUACUGGUUAACCAAAAGCUACUACGAUGAAGCCGAAGAAAGAUGGCAAAUAGAGCAGGAAAAGAAAAGAAAAGAACACAAAGCUUCUACUAAUAUUGAUAUUUCAUCUUAUAAUCCGCCAGAUGAUGACGGUGGCUCUAGUGGUGGUAGUGGAAGAGAUUCACCUAAUCAAAGGAACGAAACUUCCAAUGCAAUGCCAAAUUCGGAAUAUAUGAUGUACAGUUUACCAGGGGGGAUAGCAGGUUGGAAGGAAGAAUCAACAUAUCUUUCUUCCGAACCUUUAAUUGACGCAAAUACAGUUGUUAAUGACGCUACUAAAUCUCCUGAAAUCCUUCCUAACGAUCCUCCUUUAGGGCCUGAAAUGCAGCCAACGAUUUCAACAGAGACCGAUGGACAACUUGUCAACAAACAUCUUAAAAAGGAACUCUCUGAGGAUGUACACAAACUUCAGAAAUCGCUGGAAAAGACCGAGGGCACUAUAGAAAUCCUCCCACAAGAAGGGUUCGAAAAUAUGAUUGUCGCUCUUGAGAACAUAACAAGUGAUCUGAAAAAACACGCAGCAGAAGCGAUACAACUAGAAGGACAAGUCAAUUCUCUAACAGCCGACUACGAAGCUCAAGGACUAUCAGCCCAAUUGGCUGGAAUUCGGACUCGUAUUGCCACUCUAUUGUCCCAAGCAGAACACGGAAGGCUUUUGGUACUGAACGCUCAACAAAUUCAGAUUAAGAAACAAGAAGAAAUAACUCAGUACCAAAUUCUGCUAGUUGAAAUACAAGAGUGGCUUGAAGUUACAAACAAGAAAAUAGCCACACUGGUUAAACCUGAAACUGAAACUCAAGCAGAAGAGCAUAUAACUAACUUAGAACUAUUACAAGUAGAACUUUUGCAUAGAGAAAACAAGUUACAAGAACUUAAAGAAGCUUGUGGACAAUUCCAAAAGUAUCCCGAUUUGCAAAGUUUAGUAAUUACUCUAAUUCACCGACUUGAAAUUGUAAUAACCACAUUUGAGGAACAAAAAAUAAUCAUCACCGAGAGAAUAAAAAUAACAAAGAAGAUCUUAGAAGAAAUUAAAGAACAAAAAGUUAAAGCUGAAACACCAGAUGCUUCCUUAGAUACUUUAGAUUCAACUUCUAUGCCAAUAGAGGAAGUUCCAGUACAUACUGAAGUCAAAGUCAUAAACGAAGAAUUCAUUGUUAAAGAAUCAGCGCCAAAACCUGUAGCUACUAUCGAAACGCAAACAGGUAGGAGCUUAUCAUCGCCAGUUGAAGAACCUCUAACCAAAGAUUUUACUGUUACUUAUAACCAACCUGUAGAUGCUCAGAUACAAACACAGAUGUCGCGACCGUCUAGCGAAGCUGAGCAAACUCAGCAAAAAGAAACCAUAACGAUAUCAAAACGUACUUCUGGAGGACAGGAAACUAUUCAAAUUGCUACUAGGCCUAUGACAGAACCACAGCCCAUUAUAGAGGAACCUGAUGAUGUUUUAGUUGAGGCUAAUUAUAGAAAGAGGCCCGAAUCCGAAACUAGACAUACAGAAUUAAAUAUAAGUAAUGUAGCACCUAACCAGGCAUUUGAAACUGUAUUUGUAGAACCCGAUGAAACAACCACAGAAGUUAUUGUAGAUGCUGAUGGCUCUAAACGAGUAAUUGUAAGGAAAUUCCAUAGAACAGUAGUCAGACAUCAAGAAUCGUCCCAACAUCAGCAAUUUAGUACUCUAAGUGCUCUAACAGAAGAUGGAGUGCCAGUUACCCAAUCGUUUUCUCAAAUAACCUUAACAGGACAACAAAGCGCCACAUCCGUAGCCAAAGGAGAUGGAAGUAAAGCUACAGUUACAAGUCAACAAUAUGGCGGGAAGGUCAUUUCAGGAGCAUCAGGAGGAGAAAUUAACGUUCAAGAAUACGAGACAGAACCAGAAACACACUAUACUGUUACUGGUCCUACUUUUAGACAAGAAGAAGUAGAUAUUCAAGGCAUCAAACUCCAUGAAGGCGACAUUACUUUUAUUAACGAUCAAAAUAAUCAAUUGAUACCAGCAGAUCAGACGCAAAUAGCACUAGAAGGUAACGAAAUACAUACUUCAAGUUCAAGUGUACGGGCUGUAGUUCAGCAAGUAACAAGAAGAAUAAUAAGAAAAACUAGAAGAAUAAUACGAAGAACAGUCAUAAUCGAUGGCAAAGAGCAUGUUCAAGAAGAAGUAAUCGAAGAACCGGAAGAAAUAGAGGUAACGGAAGAAGGCAUACCAAGAGUAAGCAUAAACGUCGUAAGAACUGAAGACGGACAAAUAAUUCAACAACAGCAAUUUGGAGAAAAACCUUCUUAUUCACAACAAGAAGUAACAGUCACAGAAAAGGUACCAAAAACGACAACCACUUCAGAUGGAAAACCAAUUGAAACCGUACCGGUAGUUACUGAACCAGAAGAGAGGUAUGUGAUAGAACAAAGCACUGCACCUCAGCCUAUAUCUGCACAACCAGUUGAAAUAGACACAGAGAAACCACUUGAAAUAGUUGAAUUAGUUACAGAAAAACCUUCGAAUAUUGCAAAAGAUUUUCUAGUUGCCGAAAGGCUUGCUCACAGUGAAGUUGUCAGUAGUCAAAUUAUAGCACCUAAAGUUGAUACAGCACCUAAAGAUAGUAAAGAUAAAAACACUCCAGAUGACGAGUCUCUUAAAGAAUCAAAAACUAAAGAAAUCAUUUCAUUUAAUAUAGAAGAACAACUACCGAUUGAAGCAGAAGAAACGUCUCCUGAUAAUGUUACAGCUAAAAUUUCCCCUGUAGAGACAAUAGUGUCCACUAUAAUUACCCCAGUUGAACAAAAGACAAUAUCUGUUAGUGAAAAUGUCGUUGAAAGCAGUACUACGCAACGUUCUGCAGUACAAGCAGUAGAGUCUUCUGUAGGUAGUCCUACUGAAUCACAAGUUAAAUAUUCUACUGAAGAAAUUAUCAUUGGUACUUCGACAAUUUCCCCGGAAAAGAUUGUACUACCUUCUACAACCAGUCCAAUUGAACCGACAACUAUUGUUGAAAGUAGUACUAAAAUAAUUUCUCCUCAUAGGGCUGUAGUUUCUUCUGCACCUACUUCAAGUGAACAAAAAACAGUUACUACUUCUACCUCUGAGAAUAUUAUUCAAAUUUCUUCUGUAUUACCAGCUGUCACUGAAGUACCUUUAGAUGACAUUUCUUCUGACGUAAAGACUGAAUCUCCCAAAACGACUGAUGAAACAAACAAAGUAGCCAAUACUGAAAUUGUAACUAAACCAGAAUCAUUGGAAGUAAAAACUACAGAAAAAAUCAUAACCGAUAAUCUACAUUCUAAAGUAGCUAUUACUGAAAUUGAAACUAAACCAGAUGAACCAUUGGAAGUAAAAAUUACAGAAGAAAUAAUAACCGAUGAUUUACAUUCUCCUAGUGCUCCGCAUCUUGAAGACAUUACUGAUACUGGUCUUUUAGAAAGACAGUUAUCAGCUCAAUUUUUAGUUUCUGAGCAAUUGCAACAUCUACCAGAUGCUACAAAAUCACCAAAGAGUAAGAAGAAACGAGAAUUUGGAAAGACUAAAAAGGUAUCUGGUACACCUAGAAGUCAAAGUCCAUUACAAACUGAAGAAGAAUUAUCAUCUUGCACCGAAUCUCUCCCCAUUGAAAUCACUAAGGUUUCUUUAGAAAAAUCUCCCGAGUUAACUUCAGAGGAACACAUUAUUGCCAAGACUGAAGCUGUUUCAAUAGUUGAACCUACUACUAAAAUUAGUGAAGAAAAGUUACCUUUUGUUGAAACUACGAAAAUACAAGAAACAGAGCAUGUAACGUCCAUCAUGACAGGCCCUUCUGGAGACGUAGAAAUAGUUUUGUCAAUCGAAGAGACUCAUCCAGAAAUUAGCAUUUCGCAGAAACCGCCUGAUAUAGUACAGGAAUCUAAAAUUACUGUAGGUGAUAGUGUAACCGAAUUUCUAGAAAAUGAGAAGAAAUCCUUACCUGAAAUAAUCAAAGAAGAAAAGGAUAAAAUAUCUACGAAAACUCCUCAAGAAAUUGUUCUAACGCCUGAAGUAAAAUCUCCUGUAAUCGAAACAGCCAUAACUGUAGUUCAAUCUACUAAAACAGAACCGAAAACACCGGUUUAUGUUCCCACUUUGGUAGCAGCCACAGGAGAAAAUGUUAAAAAGAUUGAACCACCUCAGGAAGUCGAAAUAGUUCUUUCUCUAGAAGAAAAACUUGAAGAUUCUACCAUCGCAACACCAAAAGUAUCACUCACCAUGAAAAUUGAAGAAAAUGCCGAUACCUCAAAGCCUUCUGACGUUUUGCAAAAGGAUAUCCAUGUUCAACUACCAUCAAUUACCAAAACUGAAUAUUUCGAUGUUCCAAAACUCGAAGUUGAACAAACUGAGCCAACCACCCCCAGCGAUAUUGACCACGGGGGUAGGCGAAGUAAAAAGAAAAAGAAACAUAAAGAUUCUAAAACACCUACACCACAAGAAAUUAAAGAAGACAUAGUCGUUUCAGUCGAAACAGAACCAAAGCAAGAAUUGGAAGAAGAAAAACCUGAAUCUGUUAUAACAUCUUUGGCGGAAUCUGUCGUAACCUCUUUAGCGGAAUCUGUAGACAUCUUAAUUGCAGAUGAUUCUGUAAAAUCUGAAGAUACUCCAAAACCAACUAUCGAAAUAUUCGGAUCCGUUACAGAAUCUGACGAUGAUGAAAGUCUUAAAGGAAAAGAAACCGGCUAUGAAGCAGAUAAAACAGUAGAGGAAAGUCACGAUGAUGACCAGCAGAAAAAGCAACGUCGUAAGAAGAAACGAAAACAAAAAGUUAAAGUUAAGGAAUCCGAAGAAUCCAAUAUACCAAUAUCAGUAUAUGAAUCUUCAGUAGAUAUUUCCGAACCGUUUAGUGACGAGGAACCAACUAAAGUUGAAAAAAUUGAACCGGAAGUAUCGAAGAAGAGUAAAAAACGUAAGAAGAAUAAGAGAAAGCAGUCUGAAACCGAAACUGAAGAACCGAUAGAAUCAGAACCUACAAUAUUUGAAGCUAAAGAUGAUGAAAUUGUAUCACCUGCUGAUUCCUACCAUACUGUUUCAACACCAUCUGAACCAGGAACCGUUAAAAUUAUCGAAGAAAAAGUAAUAAGUAGACCUCAGAGUGAAUCACCUAAAGAAAUUACUUCUAAAAUAGUCACUCUAGUACCUGUAUUAGAAGCAGUAAUGAUUCAAGAAGAUGCGGUACAGACUUCUCCUAUUAAAGAUUUAACUUCUGAAUUUUUAGAUAAUGAACGUACAACUGUACCUGAAAAACUACCCGAAGUAGUAACAGAACAAGUGUCAGUUCAAACAUCUCCAGAAAUUCCUAAAGAAAUAGCAGAAACUUACAUCCAAACAAGUGACGAAGAGAAGGAAGUUAUAAUCAAACCAGAAAUCAGUGAAACCUCUACUCAAGUCGAUAUUUUAACCACUGAAAUCGUUACUCAAACAACGCCAAAAUCAGAAUCACCAGAGGAGAAAGUUAUUAAAGAGAAUGCAGAAAUUUCCACACAAACUGCUACUCCAGAAAAAGUAGAAAUAACUGAAGAGUCUGUUCAAACUAUAACUCCCGAACCGGUUGAAAUAGUAAGGAGCGAUUCAGCCAUGCAAACAAAAAUAGAAAGUAAAGAAGAGUUUGCACAAACUAAAUCACCGGAAAAGAUUGAAACGGCAGAAAUUGCUUCUCAAGUUCAACCAGAAAUUAAAGAAUCAUCAUUCCAAACAUCUCCAGAACCGGAACCAUCUGCUCCUCCAAUGGAACAACCAAUAGAAACGAAACCGAUAACUAAAAUUGAAACUACAGAAAUUGUUACACAAACCAGUCCUGUAAUAAUUAGAGAAGUUGGUGAAUUAAUGACACCGAGUCCAUCUCCAACACCAACUUCCUCAGAACAGUAUGAAGUGCACAUAAAAGCAUCGAUUCUUGUUCCUUCAGAUGUCUCAGAAUCGAUUAGUGAAAUUGAACCAAUUCAAAUACAGAAUGAUCUUAUUCUGAAACCAGCUCAAGCCGUAGAAGACAAAUUACAAAAUUUAGAACCCAAAGUGGAAACUUCACCAUUGGAAAGUAUUGAAAAGUCUGAAAGUAUAACAUCUGAUAACGAAGAAUACGAUGUUCAAGUCACUGUUGACGGAGCUCCUAUCGAUAGACACUCUGUAGUUACAUCCUUUUUAGAUUCUGAAAGAGAUGGAGAAUCUCCUACCAAACCUAAAAGGAAGAAGCAUAAAAAAUCGAAAAAAUCUCAAGCUGAAGCUCCUGAAAAAGAUCUCUUCUCUGAAUUUAAAAGACAAAAUACCGUUGAAGAAUCUUCAAUAUCCAAAGAUACUUACGCUGAUAUUGCUAGGCGAUCUAGAAGUCCAUCUCCAGUUAAAUGGCCUAAAAAACCUGUAAUAAUCCAAGAACCUGAAGAAGUUAAAUUUGAUAAAAUCGAAGAAGACAAACCUAUUAAAGGCAGUAGUAAUUUAACUUCCGAAGUUAAAGAAACAGCAGUUGUUUCUAAAGUUUUCACCGACAUAGACGAAGAAACCGUCAAACAUAUCACUAGUAAGCCUAAGAAACCCGCUGCUAGUGAAUUAGAUCAACAAACUACAACAGUUGACAUUUCUAUAAACCUACCUCAAGAGUCACCAGAUAGAUCCGAAGUACAAUUCAUUUCAAAAGACACAUAUACUGUUGUGGAAAAAGAUGUUCCUCGAGAGUUUGCUACAUCUUUCAUUGUCGAUUCCAUUCUAACCGAAUCUGAAGUUAAAACUGAUACAGCAGAAUCAAACAUUAAAGAUACCUUAUUGGUAAAAUCAGAUAUUUCUGUGAAACCUACAUCUGUAACAUCAACUGUUGAUUUCUUACAUUCGGAAAGGACAUCACAGGACGGUGAUGAUACAGUGUUUAUUAAUGACAAACCUGUGUCUUUACCUCCAACUCCAGAACCACCGAUCGAAGAACUGGCUAAACCAGACAGCAUAUCUCAACCAACUGUUGAUAAACCUACUAAAUCGGAACCCAUCGUUGAAGAACCUCUUGACGACUUAGUCAAAUCAGAAAUACAAAAGAGGAAACCAGUCCUGACAAAAGGAAAAGGAAAAGGCAAACAUGUUUCUUCUGUUACGAUAGAAGAAGUCCAAUCUCCAAGAAUAGUAGCUGAUACUCCUCUUACUCCAGCGUCUGAUAGUGCUCCAUUAUCCCCUCCAGAAUACCGAGUGAAAUCUUGGCAAGAACCGCAACAUUUCCCAACAUCCCUAAUCCAAUCUGAAAUUCAGCAGUCGCCGUUAGGACUUGCAGAUAUUAACGUAAAAUGGAACCAAGCGCAAGCUCUAGAGAGAUUUAAAAACUUACAAAAUGCUAGAAAAACAACUCAUCUUAGCGAUGUUUUAUACCUAGCUACUCUGAACGAAGUUAUAACCGAUGAAACUAUCCAACAAAGAGAUCAGAACAUUCAACAGAACUUAGUUGCUUUGCAACAGGCUGUAGAAAGAAGAGAUGUAGUAGUAAUACAACAAACUGUUAUUACUACAGUCGAAACUAUUACAACUUGGUUAGAAACUAUUGAAUAUAGAAUCUAUCUUAGCAGACAACAGACGUUGGAAGGGCCUUCUGAAGCUAGAGUUCACGAAUUUAAUGAACUUAAGCAAGAAAUCGCUAAUAUCGAAAGUAAAGUUGGUCAAUUGCAAUCUGUCGUCAAACAAACUGAUGAUAUCUAUAAUGACGAUGAGAGGCAAAGAAUUAAGAGCUAUAUCGAUUCUCUCCAACAACAAGUUAAGGUUAUUGAAGAAGUUACAGAAGAAAAUGAACAAAUUGCUGCCGAAGAUUUGAAGAGAUGGAACGAAUUCCUAGAGGAAGUUAGCAGUGUUAGUCAUUUAAUAAGACAAAUACAAAGGCAAUUAAGUGACUUGAAAGAAUCUGACGCUGCUCCGCAAACUAAAUUAAACGAGCUUGAAAAAUUAGAAAAUAAUAAUAGAGCUAAUAUGGCAGAAGUUGUUAACCUGAUUGCUAGUGCUAAAGGCUUAAUGAGAGAUUUUCCAACAAAAGAAAUACCCAGAGAUGUUUACUUGAAUAACGAACUAACUAAGCAAAUGGAACAGCACAUUACUACAGAAAGAGAAAAAGCAUAUCAAUUUUUAUCACUAGCUGAUGAAUAUGAGCAAACCCUUAAAGAGUUCAGCCAAAUUAUCUUAAUAGCCGAAGCUUUGGUGGAAAGUCCGGUUUCAGUACGCAAUUUAGAACACUUAGAAGAUGAAAUGCAGAACCAUCGAAAGUUCUUCGUCAACCUAAGCCAUUGCCGAGCAAUUUUAGAAUCUCUUGAAGAAAACUUGGAUUCCGAAACCAGAACUAUUCAUUCUGAAUUACAUCAAAACCUUUACGAAAGAGCUAGCGUAAUUUUGGACAAAUCUACGGGUCGGUUCCAAAUUAUGUCACUAGCUGCAUCCAGAUGGACAGUACUAGAACAAAGCACCAGAGAUGAAAUGAGAUGGUUGCAAGUAGCACAACAGCGUGUACCUGAUUUGAACAACGUUACUUCGUCUGAUUACGAAAGAUACAUAGAUUUGCAUAAUUCAUUAGCAGCUGAUAUCGAUUACCAUCACGCCAAAUUGACUCAUCUCAACUGCGUGGCACAGAAACUCCAAGAUCUAGUUUCUUGUUCAGAUUUAGAAGAAACUUAUACAGAAUCUUUGACUAUCAUUCAAAAACUUCAAGAAGACGUCCAAGUCAAUCUGGAAAGGCUGCAAGCUUUUAAAGAUAGUUGGAAGAUGUAUAACAUGCUUAGCGAUAAGGUGGAGUACUGGUUAAGAGAAGCAGAGAUAGAGUUGAAUACUAUUGAAGUGCCUGCGGGUCCUAGAGGACACUUAAGACGUUUCUGGGAAUUAAAAGCUCAGCACGAGGUUCAUAACGCAGCCAGAAUCAAUGCUUCAUCUGCUUUAGAUAAAUCACUUCAGAUUGUACCAAUUAGCGAUGAAAUGUACCAACGCGCUAAUAACUCCGAGUUAAAUGCCCAAUGGUACAGGAUUUCGAAACAGAUCCACGAUUUAGAAGCAUCUAUUUUGGACACAAUAUCAGCUCCAGAUGUACCUGUAAACGAAAAGCUUCUUUUCUUGGAACAAGAACUUCAAGAUUUAAAUACCGACGUUAAUAAUCUGAAAGGUAUUAUAAAAACAGAAGAAGAAUUAAGUUUGUACGUAGAAAGACUGCAAAUUAUGUCCACUAGAAUUGAAACCAUCCAGAAUGAAUUAAGUAGGCUGGGUUUACUAUCUGCUAGCGAAUCUGAAAAGGUUGGUUCUCUUUUGGCUUUAUCAAAGCGAUUGGAGAUCACCAUAGCUGAGGAGCUGGAAGGUGGGUUGCUGAUAAAAGAACAGCUACAAGCCAUUCAUAAGAGUAUAGAAAGAGUCAGAAGAAAGCAUUCGGAUAUGAGCAAAAAAUUAGAUCUAUGCGAGAGUGCUGAAAAGCUUGGAAGCGACGCAGUGGAAAAAUCCAUCAACGAGUGUUACGAAAUUGGUGAAGAAUUGGUAACUUUGUGGCAGGACUUGAUGUCCAUACGUCAAUUACUCCAUACUCUGCCUACCAGAUUGAAAGUGACUGUUUCUCCGUUAACUGUCGAACGGGACAUCUCUAAGCUUCAAGAUGACCAUACCGCGUUGGAAAAGCGAUGCGGCGAUAUCUUGGCGUUACUCAGGAGCAGGUUGGCUUUAUGGAAGCGAUUCGAAAGGCAACUGGAGCUGGUGCAGCAGAGCGUCCAGGAAGCUGACUUUAUGGUUGAAUUAUUGACCGUACAAGGAACUGUGGACUAUGAACGACUGAGGAAAGCAACUGAAAGAUUAGAGAGCGUAUCAGAUGACCUAGUGUCUCGCGAAAAUCUCGUGGCGGAACUAAAGAACGCAUCGAAACCGCUAGCGGACAGCUGCGCUCCAGAAGUUUCAGCAAAGAUCGAAGCCGCAGUCAAAGAAGCCGUUACCGCUUACGAAACCACGUGCACUAACUUGAAGGAGCUCUGCACCAAAUACCAUCACGCCGCCGAUCUGUGGAAGCAGUACAAAGAGGCUUCGGAUUUGGUCAAAGAAUGGAUUGAGAAUCCGAUGGAAUCCGUGGAGAAUUUGGAGCCCGAAGAGGCGGUCGAGAAGGUCAAGGUAUGCGAAGAAACCUUAGCAGCUCACACCAAACGUCUGGCUAAAUUACAACAACUCGUAUCCGGUAUAGCAUCAGCAGUCGGUCUAGACGCAAAUGCCUUACUUGGUGGAGAAGUUGCAGCUCUAGGAAAACGUCUUGAAGAUGUCCGAGAAUCUCUUACAGCACUCGCAGACGUCGCCGAUGCUAAAGCCAAAACCAAAAAGGACAACUUAAUAGAAAUCAACGGCACCAAAGAUUAUUUGGAUUUAGUUCAAAAGAGUGUAAACAGUAUUGAAAGCAGCGGCAUAGAUACCGACAAUGAAGAAAAACUCCUAGUAUUGAGGGAUCAUCUCUUAGCCUUGAGCAAAGCAGAAGGUCAGAUAAAGCUACUAAAAGAUAAAACCAUAGAAAUCUCGACAACCAGAACGGAAGUUUCGGUUAUAGAAAUCUUGGAACUAUGGCAACAAGUCUUCAGGGAAACUUUCCAACAGUAUCACCGGCUCAGUACGCGCUUAGUUCGAAACGAAGAUGGCGCAGCAGCUUUGAAACUAUGGCAAGAAUAUUUAAUGAAUGUACAGCAGUUCCUGCAAGGUACAAUUCCCGGAGAUUACCACAGUCUUUCAGAUCAUCAACAUUUGUGCCAAAUCCACCAAAAUCUUCUAACCACGCAACAGAACGUUCUCAAACCAGGGGGACGAAAAGAAGAUCAAUUAGCUGGUGGCUUAGUAGAAUCAAGUGUAAUGGAGCAAUUUAAUUCUCUAACCAACUUACACAAUGAAACUUUAUCCAGGAUUAUGGACAGACACAAUGAAGUUCAAACACGGUUAGACGCUUGGGAAAAAUACAAGGAAGAUCAAAAUAAAUUACUCAACUGGUUGAAGAGCAUUGAAAAGGAAAGAGAACGUUUGCAACUAAGAUAUAUGCACAUCAGAGGCAUUCCUAAAUUACUAUCACGCAUCCAAACCCUCUUGGACAAACUUCCUCAAGGAAAAGAACAAAUUGAAGAUCUGCAGGGUCAACAAACUUUACUGCUACAAUUCUGCGAUGAUGCUUUAGCUACAUCAAUCCGAAUGGAACACGUUGCAAUCAAACAACGCGCAUCCAACUUACAAGCAGGUUUGGAAACAUGGAAACAAUUCUUAGAAAGAAUAAAAAUUCUAGUCAAGACAUACGAAGAUAGCGUACUUAAACUACAAACUACAUUGGACGAUAUACAAGCAGUAAUCGAUCAAUCAGUAAUACUUCCUUCAACGUCCCACUCAGUUAUCAGUCACAAACUAGACAUCUUAAGAACGACCAUAGAUAGGUUAAAUGCUUCUAAGAACGAUUUGGAGCAAAUAUACCAGAUGCAAGAACAACUUAAGGAAUGCUUGAGUCCUUCAGAUAUGAAAACAAUCAACCAAACAAUAUGGCUUUUACGCCACCAACAGAACGAUUUAGAACACCAAUUGACUAAUGUGUGUAUACAACUAGAAGAAAAAUUGGGUGUAAGAUCACUAUUUGAAUCUCGCUACACUAAAUUUAUCUUAUGGGUAAAUGAGUUAGAAAAAAGACUGAACCAAGAUUACGAUACGAAUCAAACACCUCUAGAACCUAAAGAGUUGCUUAGAAAACUUGAGACUGAACUGCAAGCUGAGAUGGCGCUUAAAGAAAGAGAAUACAACUGGUUAGUCAAAACAGGAAAGGAAAUCCAUGAUUCUUGUGGGGAAGAAUAUGCUGAUGUCACAGCUAAACAGAUCAUCAAGGCACGUACAGAAGAAGUGGGUGAACUAUGGGAUAGAUUAGAACAAAUCGGAAAGAGUAGGUUUAACAAAAUAAACGAUCUAAUGCAAACAACUUUGCAAUUGGAAGAAAGAAUUGCUAGAAUAAGAGCUUGGUUAAGCCAAAUAGAGGCUCAGCUAGCUAAACCUUUAAUUUUCGAAGGGUGUUCCCAAGAUAUUAUAGACAGGAAACUUCAGGAUCACGAAAAGCUCAAAAAAUCUAUUGAAAAUGAAAGUGGUGAUAUUGGAGAAGUACUUAAUUUAUGUGAGUUAGUCUUAAACGAUCCCGACAUAUCUAAAGCUAACUUCUCGACCGAUAACAUCAGUAAUGCCAUAAUUAAUAUAGAAAAACGUUGGAAGACGGUUUGCGGCCAAUCGGCUGAAAGGAAGCGUAAAAUAAAUUUCAUAUGGAAGUUACUUCAAGAAGUGUCCAAACUCAGCGAAAAACAAGAACAAUGGGUAUCAGAAAAAGAAAAAGCUCUUAGCAACUUAGACAAACCCACUACUCAAUUAGGUAAAGAAGAAAUACAAAAUCUAGUGUACGCUAUUGAAAACGAAAUUAAAGAUAUAGAAUCACACCAACCAGCAUUCCAAAUACUCAGUCAAACUUAUUCAAAACUCAAUAUAGCACCAGGCAUUGAACCUGAUAAUAUCCAAGAACUUACAGCGAAAACCCGCGUGGUCAUAGUACGAUGGGAAAAUCUCCUACCCAAAGCUUUAGCCAUACUAAAACAACUACAAACAGAACUAGCUCCAUUUAAGGAAUUCUCGAUAGCACACGAAGAUGCUAUAGUAGGCCUAACUAAGUUAGAUGCUCAAGUAACGGAAUUGCAACAUCUACUGCCACCGGACAAAGUGCCUCCGCAGGAGCGACUCAAUAAGUUACUAGAAAUCGAGAAACAACUAACUUCUCAAACUCCAAACCUUGAAAACGCUGACAAAGUUGGUCUUCAAAUAAUGAAGAAGAGCAAACCUAGAGAGGUGGAAGUAAUACAAGAGAUGAUUGAUGAAUACCAGAUCCUAUGUAGAAAUCUUCAUGAAAGGAUAAUCUAUAUUAAGACUGAAAUAGAGACUCAAAUCAUAGAGAGUAGACCGCAAGAGGUGGAUGAAAGCGUCCAAGUAGAAACUCUCAAAUUUGAACGCGAUACUGCUGUACAAGUUAAUACCUUGCCAUCCCAGUUGCAGAGAAUGACUUCUAUCAGCGCUAAAGAUGCUUAUCUAGUUGAACUAGAAGCAGCUUUGGAUGAAUGUAGAAAAAAUCUAGAAGAACUCGAAUUAUCUAUCAAAAGGGAAAUUCCAAAACAAGGCUCAGCUGAAUUACCAAUGAGCAGUAAAAAGAUAGCAAAGAUAUCAUCGCAGUGCUUAGCCAGUACCGAACUAGUGAAACAUCUCCAUGAUUUGCUCAUAAACGAAUGUGAUGCUACAGACGUCGAGGCUUCUUCCGAAGAAGUCGAAGAACUGUUAGAAAGGUACAGAAUUUUGUUUGUCAAGGCUAAGGAAAAGGAACAAAAAUUAAGAGAACUUAGAAUGACAGUUUCCGACGCUUAUAACCUUUUAUGCACACACGAGGCUGGAAGGAUUCUCUGUCCAUUGUGUACAAAACGCAAUUGGGCCCAAUUGGACAACGACCUAUGGCGAUUAGAAAAAUGGCUGCAAGUAGCCGAAGGUACACAAAAAACGCAGAAAAGUCCUCCAUCCAACAUUGAACAUCUCGAGGACGUCAUUCAAGAUCACAGAGAAUUCCUUUUAGAUCUGGACAGCCACAAAAGUAUCGUGAGAUCCCUGAAUAUUGUUGGAACCCAUCUGGCAGACCACACUGAAGAUACUGGCAAGGCUGAAGAGCUAAGAUCUAGACUGGAGACUGAUAAUAAGAGAUGGGAUAUUAUCUGUCAUGACGCUGCUAACUGGCAAGUGCAGUUACAAAGGGCUCUAAUGAAUAAUCAACAAUUCCACAAUAUAAUCGCUGAACUGUGUACUUGGUUGGAGAAGAACGAGAAGAAAAUUCGCGCAUCGGAACCAGUAGAUCUAACGGCCUCCCACGAUGUCAUCGACACCAAAUACCAACGUUUCUUAGACCUGCGAUUAGAGCUGGAACGCUGCGAACCUAGAGUGCUCAGUCUUCAAGAAGCGGCCAAUCAGCUCUUCAGAGAAGAAGCUCCUGAAGGUUCCAGCACCAUCUACAGGAGAUUGACGGAACUGCGCUUGAAAUUACAGUCGCUUAUCAAACUGACGGGUGUUUAUACCCUGAAGUUAGGUGCUGUACUUGGAAGAGAUCCAAACGUCAUCGGGUACUCAGCUUCUUCAGCCUCUUCUUCUGGUUUACCAUUACAAUCUUUGAAUUAUGACCUUUUGGACCAGCCAAAUCAAGAUGGACGCACCGGCUCCACUCCAGAUGCGGCCACUUACAAUGGUUCUGACGACGACACUGAAAUAAACACGUCAGUACUAAGACGAGGAUGUCGAUUCCUUGGUAGAGUCGUCCGUGCUUCGGUACCAAUCCAAGCAGUAAUGCUCCUCUUGCUAGGCGCAGCAUCGCUAGUACCAUUUUCAGAAGACGAUUAUUCCUGUUCACUAGUCAACUCAAUAGCUAACAGUCUAACACCAACGUUGAGGUACCGCGAUGGACCACCGCCAAUUUAA
Molecule: messenger RNA, 52116 nt
Organism: Psylliodes chrysocephalus
Lineage: Eukaryota; Metazoa; Arthropoda; Insecta; Coleoptera; Chrysomelidae
Source: the annotation of a GenBank genome assembly